Messenger RNA from Porites evermanni, 63555 nucleotides. The record is from the annotation of a GenBank genome assembly. Lineage: Eukaryota; Metazoa; Cnidaria; Anthozoa; Scleractinia; Poritidae.
UGACUCUACCUACGUGAAGGAGGAUUCUGCUCCACAUGCAAAACAGUAGUUUUGAUAAAAAUCCAAAGGACGAGAAAAAUACCUUGAAGCUGGCGAACCCUUGGUUUCUAUUUGUUUAUGAAUAAUCUUUUAUGUGAGAUUCUUCUCGUCAAACGAGGUAAGAUUUUAAGUUCACCACAGAGAGUUUUUUGGCUCGAUGUCGAAGGCACUGUGUCCUCUGCAUAAAAGCUGUUUUCCUGUCACUUUUGAAAGAAAUAAGGAAACUUGUGCAAUCAGUUACUUUAAAAGAUCUUAAAUAAGCUAUAAUAGGAAAGGGAAACUUCUCAUAAACCGUAAUUCCAACUUACUGCUUAAUUUUGUUUGUUGACUGCAAAGAUGAUUCAGUGAAAAUGCAAUUAGCUACUUCCUACAUUUCCUUUCCUAUUAUAUGCCGGCGGGAUGAUACAUAUAUUAUGUUGGGUUUCCUUAAUUAUGUUGUCUUUAUACAACAUUUGUUUUGCUAGCGUUUACGAACACCUAGUCGUUAACUGCAGUGUUUUCAGUGCAAAAAGUAAAUAUUGAAUUUUUUAAGGACUUGCCCUGAAAUGAUUUUAACAGUUUACUGUACUCUUCUAAGCGGUUGCCGCCUGUGUGCUUACAAAAUACAGCACUUUGGUGAAGAUCAGGUUGAUCCAGUUGCUAGUGUUUAUCUUAACCCAUACAGGUCUUAAAUAUUGAAUGUGUAUUUUGUAACGAAACCUUGUCAGCACUUUGUAAAAGCCAGCUAAAAUAAAAUGCCACCCUCCAUAUGCAUGCAGAUUACCUCUCAUUAGUUUGAGGUCCUUAUAGUGCCCAUGCAUGUUGUCUGUGGGCCAGAAUUCCUGAAAAAAGGGUUAUGUAAUUUACAGUAUGAAUCAAGAAAGCAAAGCUUAUGAAAUGUAUACAGUUGAAACCCUGUGAGUUAUUUAAAGGCUCUGAUGAGUCGAUGGUGAUGGUAUGGCUUUCAUUUUUUGAAACCAGAAGUAGGCCCCUGACUAUGGAAUUAGACUGGUAUAAAGUCAUACUUUUCUUAUGGAGCAGGUAAACAAGAGUGUAUUACAACAGUUUCUAAGCUAAGAAAUUAUAACCAAAAUACAUUUUGCUAACUUUAUUUCUGUUUCUGUUUCUGUUUAGGCACACUUUGCAUUUCAGCCCAUUCAAAACAUUAUGGAUUGCAAAUAGAAUAAUCACAGAAUGAGAAAUAACUAAGUUGUUUAGUAAAUUGAGUUCUUUUCCUCUUGCAUUAUUACAGAAUCGAGGUGUUCCCUACCAUCAUUGGUCCUUUAGUUUGCACACUGGUUAAUUUUCUAUUUUCUUCUUGUUCUUUCAGGAAAUCCAUUAUUCCUUCUCAAUUGAAACUACAAAGUGGAGCUAUUUUUUUAACCUGGCAAAAAGUAACAUAUUUUCGUAGAUAGCACAUUAAUGUUUGGAAAAGUCAAUGCUUCUAAGGUGACACUUCACAUUGCAUUUUACCAAAAUGACAGUUCUUUCAGUUCGUGGAGGAACAAGUGGGGAGUCGGGACCCCCAGGUCAACCUCCCAACAAUACCACGUCAACACAACAAAGUGGCCAAAUAAAUGAACCUAAUCAACAAGAAGACAACGAUAACUCUACUACACAGGAAGAUGACACCGCAGGCCUUUUGUUACCCAAUGGGGAUGUGGUGUUUCCUAUUACUGAACUCUCUAAACUUGAUGAAAUGAUAAAUAGGCCACGAUGGGUGGUACCUGUUCUUCCAAAGGGUGAACUUGAGGUGCUUUUGGAGGCAUCCAUCAAACUUUGCCGUGCAGGUGAAAGUAAUUUCCAUAGAAUGAGUUAGUUUAUAUUACAGCUUUUCUUUGGCCCCAAUGUAGACAUGUAUGUGGUCAUGUAUGUUUUUAUUUCAAGGAGCAUUGACAAACAAACUAAUCAUCAAACAUUCUAGCCUGCACGUCCAGGGCCUUAGCAACAGCCCUGCAGGUAGAUUUUCAUGCUGGCAAGUAACUUAACCCUUUAAGCCCUAAGAGUGAUCAGCAUCAAAUUUCUCCUUGUAAUAUCAAUGUUUUGUAAAACAGAGUGGUCAUGAAAAUCAUAGACAUGGUCAUGGAUGAAUUUGCUUGAUAUUUUAUAAACUUCUCCCCACUACUUCUGUAGGAAAUGAAUAGAGGCAACAAAUGAGAAUUCAAAUUUUGAUCUUAGGGCUUAAAGGGUUAAAAAGCUUUCUUGCCCAAUGGGCAAUUGUCCAGGCAAGUCAUCCUCUAACAAAAUCAAUAGACAAUGAACGGAUUGAAACACACCAAUGACAUUACAAGUCUUCAUGGCUAAUAACUCACGGCUUAACUGAUAGACGACCAAUAACAUUGUGACUUAAUUGACCAAUCAGGUCAGUAACCAGGGUUUAAUACAACUCACUUUGACUCUGAAGAUGACCGCCACACAGGUUGUCAAUACAUCAGUCAUUGUCAACAACAACAGUCCUAUUCAGAACUAUGUUCACCCAGAUGAUCAUACUCAACUUACUUAUGAAAAUCAUUAACUUUAACAUUAACUUAUUUCCUUUGUCACCUAGCCCUAAUUCAUGAAUUAUUAGAGCUAGGAGACAAAGAAAAUAGAAAAUCAACCCAGGGUAAAGAAUUUUAACCUGAAUUUAAUUUUAACCUGUAGCAUAUACAUUGUACUCAGGUACUGAAACUGAAACAUUUCUGUGUUCUGCACAGUAUGGCCUUGAGACUAAACAUGUGCACAAAUUGUCAAUACAGCACUUUUGAACUUCCAGGGCUGUCAUACAGUUUGCUUGUAAGAAAAUAGCACAUUUAAUUGAUGCCCACUCUCAAAUAAACACCUUGUGUCUAAUAAAUGGCUCCCCUUUGAUGUUAAGUUUGUACUGCCCCCAUAACAAUUACUCAAAAAUACUAGGAAAAAGUUAAAAGAAGCGAAAUCUUUCACUUUAUUCAGUUUCUUGCUUGAUUAACAAGGAUUUGCCCAUUGCAUCUUGUUCAAAGUCACAUGUAAAGUAAGAAUAGGCUAACGAUGACAACACAAUGACCCUGAACAAGGAUUCUGACAUUGCAGUUGACAUUUGACUGAGAGUGAUGUGGAGGUCUUGAAGGCCUAGACGUACAUGUAUCAAUGAUGAACUGGAUAUUUUGCUAUUAACAUAAACUCUUUUGGUGUUUUUGCUGAAAGCAUAUUAGUUUUGUUGAGCUUGUCACAGUUGUGAGAAUAAAUGCCUCUGAUUUUUAAAUGCCCCCUACCUAUUCCUCCCCGCCUCCUUGGACCCCUAAAAUUAAACAAAUGCAUCUGGCAUCUAUUAGAUCAUUAUACAGUAAUUAGCUGGCAACCUCAAAUAACCAUAUAUGUGUUUCUGUUGGCAUUAAGGUUGAAGAGGUUAACUAUCAUUUUAAUGGUUGACAAUUCUGUUUCAACAGAGUUAGACACCAAGAGUGAAGAGUGCCAGAGGUUCUUCAGAGAUGGAUUGACAACGUCUUUUCAUAAAAUUCUUAAUGAUGAGGCAGUGAAUGGAUGGAAAUAUGAAAUCCAUGUAAGUUGAAGUUGUUGGAUGUGCUGUAUUAAUAGUUAGUAAAACAGCAUACUACAGUUGAACCUCUGCAAACACUUACCUCCUACCCCCCAGAUCUUGAGAGUUAAUGUUUUAUUUUCCUCAUUUGCGAAGAGUUUGCCUCAAAUCACUGUAAGACUUUUCCAUACCAGAAUCAUUCCAUAUCUCAUUUAUCACAUGUUGAGCAGUUUGAUAUCUCUCCAUUUUUAAAAUUGAUCCGAAAUUUUACUUUGCUCUUCACACCACAUGCUACUUGAAAGCAAUAUGGCGGACGGAACUGUUUAACUAGUAGUUACGUGUCUACUAACUUGUUUUAGGCUUGAGAUGCCAGGUUGUAUUACAUCUUUAGUGCUGGGGAUUGAUGAUUACUCUCUGAUUUUUGACGUACUGAGUAUGUCAUGCAGGCAUACGAGUUGCAAAUUAUAUGAUGUACACAGUACCUCACACAGGCAGUGAAGGGUUUAACAUACAAAGUCAGAAAAAGCUUCUGUGAUGGUGUCAGUGUCCUGUUGUGGAGGGGUGACUGUAUGUGAUCUUCUUCCUACAAGAAGCUCUUUUGGGAAAAGGUGUUAAUCAUUGAUCUCUUUUGCUUCUCAACAGAAAGCCAUUCUCAAAAACACAGAGAAGCUUGUAGAGUUGUGUGUAACAAAACUUUCACAGGAUUGGUUUCCUUUGCUUGACCUUCUUUCUUUGGUGUUUAAUCCUAUGUCCAGGUAGAAAUUCUGCUUGUCUAACAAUUACGUUGUUGGAAUAUUUUUUAUCUAUAACAUCACAUUAAUUCUUCAAGCCCUUAGAGUGAUCGUCAUCAAAUUUUUCCUUGUAAUAUGAAUGCUUUCCAAAACACAUUGGUGUUGAGAAUUAAGGACACAAUGAAACAAGAUGAAUCUAAUUGAUACCUCAACAAAUUCUCCCCACUACAUCUUAGGAAACAUAUAAGGACAAUAAAUGAGAAUCUGAAUUUUAAUAUUACUGUUUAGAGAGUUAAGAAUGAUGCCAAUUGACCAUGAUUAUUGGGUCCUUGAUCAAUCCCACUUUUGGAUUAUCUGGACUUUUUUCUCUAGUCCCAGUUUUUUCAUGAGUGUCUGAAUAAAUAAUCAUCAAAUCUAAGGAUAAUGAUUUUAUUUCUAUUUAAGCAUAGAAAGGUGCAUUUCAGAUAGAUUUGUUAUUCUUUUGAAGAACAAAUUCAGUUCUUGCAUAAGAAAGAGUAUUAAUCCAGACAUACUUGAAUUGAAUGAUGAAUGAUACUUGAAUUAAGAAGAGAUGAAGAAGGGAGGGGAGGGUGACCAACUCAUAAUUUUGUGAUCAAUUGUUCUUUUCAGGUUUAAUAUCUAUAAUGGUGCAAGACCUUCAGAGACAGUUCCUGCAGGGACACAGGUGAUUCUUAACUGAAAAUUUUCUGCUUUAGUUCAGUAUGUUAUAGGAAGUAUGCGUGAUAACUGUAAAAAUAACUUCCAUUUUACAUUGUGUAUUAACAAGUUGAGUUUCUUUGCCUCCUAGGUGGCUGAGAGUUCAGUUUAUGCAAAACCUCCAGAUGCUAGAUCACCAAAAGUAAGCUUUAAUAAAUUUUGUUUACCCUUGCACCCUCCAAGGUGAAGGAACUCAACAUCUAUGGAAAAUUCUAAAUACAGUUAAACCUUCUGUAAGCAACCACCCAAAAUGCAAAGAUUUAGUGGUCGUUUAUGUGAGGUGACUGCUGACGAGAAUGGACGGACAAGUGGUCUCUUCCAAGAACGGGUCCUGACACAUUUACUUUUUGGAAUACGAUUAUUUUAGUACAUGCAAUUUCUAAGUUAUUAUAUGAGUAGUUCAAAAUAUGUUGUCACUGAAUGUUCUUUUUAUACUCUGAGUGGCAUAGUACGAACAUACACCAUGGGAUUAAUGGUUGCUUACAAGAGGUUAAAAGCAGUGAAAACCAUUUGCCCAAACAGUGGCCCUAGUCAUGUUUGCGAAGUGGUUAAUUACCAGAGGUUCUGUUGUACAACUUUGACUGGGGAAAUUUUUGAUGUUUUGGAUAAGUGGUUGCUUGUAGGUGGUGGUUGCAUAUUGAGGUUCAACUGUAUGUAACAAACCAAAAAGACAUUGUUGAUGCAAACGUACUGCUGGAAAGGUUUAAUUUAGGGUGAUGAAAUAGAGUAUUGUCCAGUAAACACAAAAGAUAGAUGUGUGUUACAUCUACAUGUCCCAUAAUAAAUAGCUGACUCUUGGAUGGUAGGUGUUCACUACAUUUUCCUUCCCCGCAAAUUUGUGCUUUCUUUCAGAGGGUUUGGCCAAUAAUUUUAAGGUACAUUUUCACUUUCUUGGAAGUGAAACUUUGACCCUGUGUGUAUGUGUAUUUUAUUGACAAGCUGUGUCCUGAAAACAAAAAAAAUGAUAAUGAUAUGCAAUAAAACAUUGUGUUGGAAAUAACUGCACAGUUGUAAUUUGCCAUUUUUUUGGCUCAUGAUUAGCUGUAUGCAAUUCAAUGAGUGGAUGCUGAUUGUCUUUUUAAAACAAAGGUGAAUUAGUGUGCUUGACAUGCGCGCGGAAGAAAGGCUUGAAAAAGCUCUAAGAAUGUUUGCUUACAAGUUAGCAUGAGGCUGAGAUGUAUGUAAUAUUGGAAUUCUGUGCUGAAAUGACAUUACAGUCAUACCCUGCGCUAUGGUCACCCGCUUGAUAUGGUCACCUCAUUAUUAUAGACAUUAUUAUAGACUGGAGUUUCGGUUAGAAAUCAAAAUGGAACAGACCAUUAAUUUUUGGUUUGGUUUGACCGGCAUAUUUGGGACCACCUUCGAAGUUGGUCCACUUUUACCGGUCCAGUUAUCUUGGUCGGUCAGACUGAAAUGUCCCUUAUCAUUUGACAUAAUUGUUGUCUCCAGUAGCACUCUUUUGCAUCCUGCUUACGAGAACAAUAACUAAAUGUGCCUUGGCUUGGGUUGGGUUUGUUCAGCUGGAAUGUAUUGUUCCAUUGAGCAAGUAGAAUUUGUGAAAUUUCAAUCUGGAAUUUUUAUUGAAUGGCAAGCGCCCACUAUUUGUUUUGUCCCUUAGUAAAGAAAGCCCUCACAUUUUCUCUAAAUUCAACCCACUUACAGACAGCCCAUUAAAACAGACUCUUUCUAUGGCCCCUCAGUGUCCUUAUUAAUGGUGUUUGACUAUAGUAGUGGCACUGAUUUGCAAGUAGCAGAGCUUAAAGUAUACUUUGAGUUACAUGUAUGAGUGUUUCUGAAUUUUUACAGGGUUGGCUGGUGGAUCUAGUGAACAGGUUUGGUAAUCUUGGAGGCUUCAGUAUUUUACAGGAGCGGAUAUGUAGUGGAGAAAGUCUCAGUGUUCCACUCUUAGCAGCUCUUCUAAGGUUAGUAACAUAACAAAGUUAACAUAACAUAAACUUUAUUUAUACUUGAAUUUUAGAGUAGCUAACAAGUUAAUAAUUAUCUUUGAGCUGAUGCUAAAUAAAAAAAAAAUACAUUAAAUACAUUAUGAAUAACAAUAAUAAUAAAAUCAUAAUAACAAUAAUAUGGGUAAUAAUAAUAAUAAUAAUAAUAAUAAUAAUAAUAACAAUCAUAAUAGUAAAUAAACACAUAAAAGAAAAUAUUAUUUACGAUUUUGAGGACAAGUAUGUACAAGCAAAAAGAAUAUACAGUCAUAAAGGUAACACCCUGUAUUUUAGUCUUCAAGUCUACAAAAAAAAACUCAUAUGAAAAAUUCAGUCAGUGCAUUCCACUGCUUAGCUGAAAGGUAACAAAAGGAGUUAAGACCAUAGGUAGUUGUUUUAGGUUUACUAAGUGAAAGAAUGUAGUUGCCAUGAAGAUCAUAGAAGGUGGACUGGAGUGAAAACAAAUUCUUCAUAUGAGCAGGAAAAUGGAUGAAAACCAAACUUGUAUAUAACAAUGUGAUGAAAUUCUGAACGUGCUUUUUACACGAGGGAGUAGAGUUGAAUUUUGAAAGAAGAGUGGUGUAUGAAGUGGUGUGUAGUUACAUUUCAGUCACACUCUGUGGUACAUGUAUGUUUAACUCUCUGUUGAAGACUAACGUUGUAAUGGGAUUAAUACAAACAUUUAGGUACCAAGUUUCCUUGGUCCAUUUCAAAAUAGCCAGGGCCAAGUGUAGGUGUCUGUCCAGUAGAAGUGUCUGUUUAGGGAAAGUUGGCUGCAAUAAGUAAAGGUGUCAGUGACUGAUGUUUUGACAACCUGUUGUAGUCAUUUUGAGAGUCUAAGUCACUGCAGACAGGUUAUUGACCUAAUUGACAGACAACCAAUAAAAAUUAAUGUUGACUUGAGUGUCCAAUGAGGUGAAUAACCGGAGUUUAAUUAAUACCCAUAUAAACUUGAACCACAAUAUGCCUUUACUUGUUCAUGUUUUUCUGGAUAACUGCGUCAUCCCAUUGACAAUUAUUGCUAUUAGCUUUUUUGGAUGUUUUGAGGUUUUGUUUGUUUUGUUUGUGAUGUGAUUUACGUUUGAAUAAUAAACAUGAUUUGUAUUUCAGACCUUUUGGAUCAUGUGCUGAAGUUCUUACACCUGGAACUGUUGAAAAAUACUUUUUACCCGUAAUAGUAAGUUGCUUUUGUUUCAGUUUCAUUAUAUUUUAUUUCUCAGAAAUUGUACAUGAUACAAAAAAUGAUGGGUUACAGAAACACAGACAGACAAGGAACUCUGCAUUGAUUGGAAAAGUUUGUUGUAUGGAAAAGGAAUCAAAUUUAAAUUUAUGAAAAUGGAUUUAAAAUAAAAUUUACAUUGUAGGUGGGAGAUUUUCCAGCAAGUGUACUUUUGUCAAACUUGUACUGAAACAUUCUUUCUUACUUGUUUUUCAGGAUUUUGUACCUAAAUUUCUUGAAAGUUUAACUGAUGAUGAACUUAAAAAAGAGGCUAAAAAUGAGGUUAAGAACGAUGCCCUUUCAUCAAUAAUCAAGGUACAAAGUUUUAAAUUUUAUUGUAAUUGUCACUUUUUUUCACAAGUCAUGCUUUGUGUAAUAUUGCUAUUACAAAAUCAAUGAUUUGCUUGUGUCUAAGAGGACUAAAGCAAAGCAGGAUGUUUUAGCCAGGAUAUUGUCAUUGGUUGUCAGCAAGGGGUCCCUGCACGCAAGGAAUUAAAUUAUAGAGGGCAAAUGAUUUCCAAAUUUGCUUUUAAACUCAUCGCUAAUGAUGAGCUUGGGAACUGGUGCCUUAAAGGUUAGUGGGGGGCCAAAUGCAAUAAGCAGAGAGGAGGUAUCCAUGGCAACCCUGGAAGCGGGAACCACCCCAGGAGCAGCCACUAACCGGCACCGUCACACUGAAUAAAUUCAGUGGAGAUACUUACCUGAGAAAAUACUUACCAAACCACCAGGCAGGGAGGGAGGAGAGGGAGCAAGAAUCCGCAAUGAUUCGCAAGAAGGCAAACAUUGAUCCGUGACUAUCAGCAAGAAUCCGCACUGAUUUGCAAGAAGGCUAAGAAAUGAUCCGCUACAAUCAGCAAGCAAAGCUACAAUGCAAAGCAACACUAGCAAAAGGGCACACAAGGAGCCCUGCAAUUCCCCGCGGGCCGCCCCGUAGGUCACAUACUGAAGUGGGAGAAGACUGCUGGCCAACUCGCUCGAGUUUAACUUUGCCUAAAUGAUAUUUAGCCACAUUUAAACUCAUCGCUAAUGAUGAGCUUGGGAACUGGUGCCUUAAAGGUUAGUGGGGGGCCAAAUGCAAUAAGCAGAGAGGAGGUAUCCAUGGCAACCCUGGAAGCGGGAACCACCCCAGGAGCAGCCACUAACCGGCACCGUCACACUGAAUAAAUUCAGUGGAGAUACUUACCUAAGAGAAUACUUACCUGAGAAAAUACUUACCAAACCACCAGGCAGGGAGGGAGGAGAGGGAGCAAGAAUCCGCAAUGAUUCGCAAGAAGGCAAACAUUGAUCCGCGACUAUCAGCAAGAAUCCGCACUGAUUUGCAAGAAGGCUAAGAAAUGAUCCGCUACAAUCAGCAAGCAAAGCUACAAUGCAAAGCAACACUAGCAAAAGGGCACACAAGGAGCCCUGCAAUUCCCCGCGGGCCGCCCCGUAGGUCACAUACUGAAGUGGGAGAAGACUGCUGGCCAACUCGCUCGAGUUUAACUUUGCCUAAAUGAUAUUUAGCCACAUUUAAACUCAUCGCUAAUGAUGAGCUUGGGAACUGGUGCCUUAAAGGUUAGUGGGGGGCCAAAUGCAAUAAGCAGAGAGGAGGUAUCCAUGGCAACCCUGGAAGCGGGAACCACCCAAAGAAACCCGUCUCCAGGUGCUUGGAGAACGGAGGGACCCGUCAACAGGGUGACUUGGUACCUCCGAUCACCCAAACAAAUCCCCAAGCACCAAACAACUCCCACAGCUGCGCAAAUUACGAAGGCACUAACCUACAAUUUUGUAGCUGAUCCGCAAGCUGAAAUAGGCAAAAAAUCCUGAACCAGGACAGAUGGCUGCCAAGCAAGCUACCCCGGGAAGCAAUGAGGAUUGUGCAGUGACGGGAUUCUGCAUGGAACUGUGGAACGCGCUGAAGCUAGUUUUUGUGACAAUGCAGCUAGCGAGUCAGCUAGUGAUGUCAUUGUAAGCAGGCUGCGCCGCUGCAAUUUUGCUUCUGUAAUAAAUCUUUGUUUCUUUUGGUUGGGUAUCCAAGGUUGCCUAGCAACAAUGUGGCGACUACGCUCCACAAAUCUAGCUGAUCCGCCAGCUGAAAUAGGCAAAAGGUCCUGAACCAGGACAGAUGGCUGCCAAGAAAGCUACCCCGGGAAGCAGUGAGGACUGUGCCGUGAAGGGAUUCUGCAUGGAACUGUGGAACAUGAAGCUAGUUUUUGCGAGAGUGCAGCUAACGAGUCAGCCAGUGUCCUAAUACAAGGCUGAUAAGCGUUGUUGGGCCAAUGGCCCAUUGAUUCAGAAUCCCACUGCGAGCAGCGACAGAGGCAGCUCCAAUAGGAAAGCUAGGGGAGAAGGAAUUGCCCGGUAUCUGAGCUGAAGUUAUGAUCUGCCUAAGCCAAUCUGUAAGAAUAGUGCGAGUGAGAGGCUGCCAUUCGCAAACAAAAACAAGGGGCCAGACGAAUACCCCCUAGAAGCAGGGAAUAUCAUCAUAGCGUGCACUGCAUAGAGAGGAUGCUUGUCAAGGCCAAUGUGAAUGAAAAGAGCCUUUCCGGGACGGGUCUGUCUUGGAGCCCUUGAUUCGUAUGUGCAAGGACGAUGCGGCCGAUGAAGAAUCCACUGCAAAGUCCGGGACACUCAAGUGGAGGGAUGACGAGUAGCUAGAUAGGUUAGGUACCAUGAACUCAGACGCACGCAGGAAGCCUAAGUACCCCAGAAACGAGCUGCCCAGAACAUCUGAUGAUCUGGAGGGCCGAGAUCCAAAGACUGCGAGGUAACUAGCAUCAAUUAAUCUCAUCCCUUAUAAGCAGCUGCAUGGACGAAGGAGUACCCUGACAGCACUUGAUGCCAUGAAUGUCCCUUUGCAGGCGGAGACAAUUUGCAAGCAGAUGCGAGCACCCCUGAUCCAUGUGGGGAGCUCUAAAGCCUGAUACAUUAACCUUAAUCAACAAAUGCUGGAGAGUCCUGACCAGAAACACAACAAUUAGACAAGGCAUCCAUUCGUCCAUUAAGCAUGGAGACCUUGAUGGGUGCAAGUUGCCAAGCUGUCAGCAGAAGGAAAUGAAUUUCGCUUGGGCUGACGCAUAGGAAUGCCGAAUCAAGGGAGCCAGGCCAUGAGUACGAAAGGAGUAGCACUGCUGUUCUAAAUCAGGGAAGUCAAGUCGGUAAGCAGGACGAGAACUCCGCAUCGAAGCUGGACAAAGGCUGAGUAUUUGGAGCCAGCUGCCUGGAUUCCUGCCAACGACAAUGAGAGCCAGCAUCAGCACUCUGAUUCAUAACACCUUGCACAUGUUGGGAGAAGCUAUGAUGUACCACUGCGAGCAGCAAAAUGCGAAGCAACCGCAUUAAGCAGGGAACUUUAGAAGUCCUAGCAUUCGAGAUGUGGACGACAGCAUCGUGGUCAGAGCGAAAGAGUCAUGCUUUCAGCCCCAGUGGUGGCACCAAAAAAUGUGGGAAGCAAUUUCUGGCAGGAACAGCUCCUUAUAAGCGAUAGAUUGCUGCUGCUGAGCAGGAACCUGGGACCCAGAAGCCCUUUAGGAACAUUCAAUAGCCCAGUGAUCCAGCUUCAUCCAAAGGAACUGCCACAUCAGCUUUAGGGAGCAAGCCUGGAAGGAGCCAAAAACCAACCCCAUUCCACUGUGACAAGAACUGAUGCUACCAAAGCAAGUCCAGAUGACACUCUCUGUUGAGGCUAAUCAGGUGAUCCUUCUUGUGGAAGCAGCACAAAAGGUCGAUCAUGCAAUGUAGGAAGGCUCUUCCUGGCCACACCACAUUGGCAGCAUAAUGUAGAUGGCCAAAGAGGGACUCCAGUUUGCGUCUGUUGCACCACCUAUGCGGAAGCCAUGAGCUUAUCAGGCUCUGCAAGACCGAUAGUUUGUCUGCUGGCAAGCGGGCAGCUUGAUUGAUAAAAUCAAAUUCAAUUCCCAAUACUACAAGCACCGUUGCAGGGCCCUCACAGUUCUCAAAUGGAGAGCUAGGCCUGGCCAUUUGCAAACUGCUAGCGCGGUACUCAUGUUGUGCACACAGUGUGGGGAGGGGGAGACAGCGGUCACGAAGUCAUUCAGAGUAAAGCAAGACACAAAGCGCCUUUCGCGAAAGAGAAUUGAUAAUUUAGUCAUGUGAUGUCGCCCGGAACACUCGAGGAUCGUAAGCAGAGUCAUUUGGCUUUGGUCAUAACUCUUUCUUUCUAUUGGUUUGGUAUCCGCACUUGCCUAGCAACAGUCAUGACAGCGUCCCAAUUGAGCUCAGCAGCGUGAUGUCAUUGUCAGCAGGCUGCACCGCUGCAAUUUUGCUUCUGUCAUAAAUCUUUCUUUCUUUUGGUUUGGUAUCCAAGAUUGCCUAGCAACGAUGUGGCAACUACGUUCCAACUGACUGAUUUUUUGGCCCGUUUUGGCCGUCAAGAAAUAAUUUUGGCUAGAAACAUUGACUGCAGAAGUACUUUCCAGAAUACAUUGAAGCAAUUUGGGCCAGUAGCUUCAAAAUAAGAGCGAAAAUCGAGAUACAAGGGCAUUUUUCAGUGCAUCUCACUUCGCAGACGAGUUUGUGUAUGUCGCGCGAUAUGGUUCUCCAGAGUGUUUUGUUCAGUUUGGCUUUUUACCGUCGAAACCUUUUUCGUUUUUUUUUUGAAAUCUAGUUUGGAAUUCAAUUCACACCGUGGCCCACCCAAGUGUAUUGGUGUCCUGGUUUCCUCGCCGAUAGAUCAAAGUUUCUGCUCUGUACUGCGGCAAAGGAACAAUAAUUGCAAGCGAAUUGUACUGUUGUGGUGGUUGCAGUUGUUGUUGUUUUUUUUUUUUUCAUAUUGCCGCCGACAUAAUGCUAAAUAUGCUUCCUAAUACACUUUUUAAAAACACCAUACAAAUUGUAAAACAGCAGAAAAAUGAGAGAAAGAACAAAGCAAGGACCUUCACGAUGAUGUUGGCAGUGGGUCGCCCAACCAGUUCCUAGCCUCGCCCGACAGGGCUUAACUUGAAGGGAAGCUACUAAAACAUCGAGUUUCGCGAGGGUUAUUGCGAGAUACGCAUUUAUUAUCUAAAUAAUGAUGCAAUGCACUUGAGUUAAAAAGCAAGGGGUAGAACGCUUGGACAUGAAAAGCUUACCAGUCUCAAAUUUGUUGCGGCUGCAUGCUUGCUAGAGGCCCGAUCGUACGCUAACCACACGCGGCCGGUGAACGAAAAAUGACGUCAACACGAGACAAUACACUAAAAGGCCUCCAGCCAACCGCCAAUAUCGUUCAUACGCCGUUUUGGCUUUUUAGACGCUCGGGGGGAAGGAACAACGGGCGAUACCGGCGGCGAAAAAGUUGACACAAAGAAGGGACAACAAAGUUUGGCCUACCUUGCAAUUGGUUAACCGAUCCGAUGCUGGUAGCAGAAAUUGGUGGGAAACCAAGACUAGACGCAGCCAGAUCCAAAGCUUGAGAAUGCAAACGAACGUCGUGGGAACGCCCCCAGCCACGCUUGAGGCUACCGGAACGCUUAUUGUAGAUGUAGUUUGUUCGGCUGAGAGCGCUGAUUUAACGGCAGCGACCACGGAGGCGCGGCCAAAAAGGCAAAGGACGGCACGUCCGGAACGCUAGUCAGAUGCGAUGGGCUCCCAAACAUCGUUCGCAGAAGAAGGAGGAACUUCUGGGAUGGCACCCGUUGUCAAAGUGGGCAGUCGUGAAUCCAGCGGCAAAAAACCGGCCGCAAGGCUGUUGUUUGUGUUACGUAGAGACAUGCGGCGAGUAGAAAACGGUGUGUAACGGCGAAGACGGCAAGAAUCCACAAUGAUUCGCAAGUAGGCAAACAUUGAUCCGCUACGAUCAGCAAGAAUCCGCAAUGAUUCGCAAGUAGGCAAAAAUUGAUCCGCUACUAUCAGCAAGAAUCCGCAAUGAUUCGCAAGAAGGCUAAAAAUGAUCCGCUACGAUCAGCAAGCAACGGCGAAGACGGCAAGAAUCCGCAAUGAUUCGCAAGAAGGCAAACAUUGAUCCGCGACUAUCAGCAAGAAUCCGCACUGAUUUGCAAGAAGGCUAAGAAAUGAUCCGCUACAAUCAGCAAGCAAAGCUACAAUGCAAAGCAACACUAGCAAAAGGGCACACAAGGAGCCCUGCAAUUCCCCGCGGGCCGCCCCGUAGGUCACAUACUGAAGUGGGAGAAGACUGCUGGCCAACUCGCUCGAGUUUAACUUUGCCUAAAUGAUAUUUAGCCACAUUAAAAAAAACUCUUUAAGACAGCAGUUCUUAAACUGAGAUGUUGAAAAAAAAAUCACUUUUUCUUGGAUAGCUUGAGAAAACAGUCAACAUUUCGCAAAUGCCACCACUAGUUUCCAUGCAAAAUGGCUACCGAUGAAUGAGUGCAGAAAUUCCUAAAUGAUUUGACCAAUUAUUGAAUGUGGGUAGUGCUUCUGAUUGGCUGAAAAUUUGUUUCAUCCAAUCAGAAGCACUACCUAGAUCUGGAUAGUGAGAUGUCAUCAGUAUGUAAUUUUCUGUGGUCGUUCCUCAGACUUGAUAAUUGAGGGAAAUUUGUGAAGGCAUCACAAAAUGUCAGCUGUUUUCUCAGGCUUUUCGUGAAAAAAAAACAUUCCCCAUAGAUGUUAAUGAAGCUAAAAACCCUGAAGCCAUUGUACUGCAGGUUGUGUCUAAACGUUACAAUGUAGAUCUACAGUGAAGUGUAUUUUAAGCUAGAUUUCUGUCUACAUUUUUAAGUUUACACUCAGGUCACUGUGAAAAAUGUAAACCUGUACGGUUAUAGUGCUAACUGCUGGGUGUCUUUUUAGGCUCUUAAAAGUCUUGCAUCAAGACUAACAUCCCGUGAAGACAUUGGUAAACAGCUGGAAACAUUCAAGUUAAAAAUGAUUCUCAGGUUGGUAGGGAAGCACCUUCAUUUGUCAGGUUGAUAACUUUUAUGAAUGGUUUCUUAAUAGCUUUCUUUUUCCUUAGAUUACUUCAAAUUUCUUCUUUUAAUGGAAAGAUGAAUGCUUUAAAUGAGGUAAGAGUUGGAAUCUUGUAGAAACUAAUUUAUGAAUAUUUGCCUCCUUUCAUUUAACAUUUUGCUGGUUUAAAUGACAACCUGCUUUGAAUGAUCCUCAGAAGUUUAAAAUGUCACCUAAGCAAUAUUGUUGAUGGAGUAUAUGUAUAAUGCCAGGGUUUUAAUUAAGAAUUCUAGUAGCAGGAAAAAGAUGUAAUAUUACGGAGAAUAUUUUGAAUGCAGCUCCAUGUCUGAAUAAAAUACCGCCCUAUGCUACCAAACGUUAGCCAGAGAAACAGUGUAGUAAAUGGAGAAUUCUCGGAUCUCCGAUGCCUAAUGAACACCCUGAAUGCAUGUGGAUAGGCUGAGGGGAAUAAAGCAAAAGAAAAUGAAUAACAUUAUUCAUCUUUAAAUCCUUUUUUUAAAUUUUGUAAUACAUAUGAUAUGUUUUUUACCUUAGUUUAGCUCGUUAUUGAUUGUAAAGCCGCACAUCUGUUGUGACUGAUUUCUUUAUAAAGACUUCUUAAUCCUUGAAUCUCAAGGUGAUUUCAUUUGUUUUAGCAGUAUACCCCUCAGCUUUCAAGCCUAGUGUGAGUUUAAACAGUUUGAAAUUGACCUUUUGACUUCUGAAGAACUGCUUGACGCCUUGUAUUUUGCUUGCAAAACAUUAGGAUCAGAAGUCACAAUUGGCCUUUUUUCAUCUCUUCAAUUCCAGUGAAACAUUUUGCUAAGGUCAGGGCCUGAAAAAUACUUGAAUUCCUGCUUGUCCUUUGGGCAAGCAGCUCUCACAUUUUGCUUCCUCGGGCAACAUGCAAGUUGUUCUACUUAGUUAACAAUUUAUUUGGAGGAUGAUUGGCGUUUACGUAUGUUUACGUCAGACAAGCAAAUUUCACCACCAAGCCUUGUUUUGAAAUUGUAAAGUUGCUAAGUUUAGCAUAAAUAAAUUCCCAAGCCAGUUGAGUUGAAUAGAAUAACCGAGCACAACAAGUGCAAAGCGAAGAAUUUUUCUUUCAGACAAGGGGUGGUAGUGAAAUUUGCUUGUAUGAUGUAAUCAUGCAUAAGGGCCAUUGCCUGGACCCUUGCCCACAGGCAAGUGGACUUUUCUCAGGCCCCGUAAGGACAGUAAACGUUUCAGUUAGGAUUCAUUGUUGCUGAUGUUGUUGUUUGGCAGAUUAACAAAGUUAUCACAGGUGUAUCAUAUUUCACUCAUCGUCACACUGUUACCGAGGAGGAGGAGUGGCUGACUGCAGAAAGAAUGGCUGUAAGUAAAACUAGGUUUACUGCUAAAUCCAUUUUCAACAGGAAAGUAAGAGUUAGCUACUACAUGUAUAUGCAAAUGAUUUUGCUGUACAUGUACAUAGAUAAUGUGUCAAAGCAGAUGCAUAAAAUAUGAUGUUGAUGUAAAUACGGUUGUAUGUGUGCUCAAAUGUAUCUCUGUGUGUUUUUGGUCAGACACAAGCCAUACACUUAGUUUUGGGUCCAUUACAUGCAUUAAAAUAAUAUUUUGUUGUGCUUAUCUCUGAUCUGCAUUUUAUAUCAAAAGUGUCAAACAUAAAUCAACUGUUUAAGAUAAUAGUUGCUAAGUUGUCUUCACAUUUCCUGUCACAAUUAGUUUGUCAUGGUCUCAUUACAAUACUUGUUUUGUUUAUGAAUCAGUAAUGUUUGCUUUGCAUUGCAGGAAUGGAUACAGAAAAAUGGUGUCCUUUCCAUUGUAUUAAAAGAUAAUCUUCAUCAACCUCAGGUAACUUGUCAAGUUCGCAAAAACUUAAUAUUCUGAAAUACAUCUAAUGGUGCUUUGUAAGAUUAAGUUGUAAGCCUCUAAUCUUGUCCAUUAGGCAAGCUUAUUUUAUUAUUUUCCUUUCACCCUGAGUUAAGUUGCUACAUGUCUGGGGGUAUUACUCCUUAAAAUUAGUUUCAUCAUGGCCGGCUAAAUUUUUCUUGGUUAUGCAGCAGAUUUUAGAGUGGGUAGGCCAGGUUUAAGGCUCCACUGGACCAGCACUCAGGGUUUCCAUCAGUUAUGCCCUAGUCCAUACUACAUUCAAAUCUCCAUACCGAUCUCUAUACAUUGCCUUGAAAAAUUAGUUGAAAGAAUUUGUUGAAAAAUCAACAAAGUAUUUUCAGUUAGGUGAUCAUUUCAAUGUUCUCACCAGAAUUUUGUGAUUUGUGGCCCAGUUACCCCAGGCCUUGAAGUUGCUGGGCUUUGUCUGAAGGCUUUGUCUCCCAGCGCUUUUUGGUUACUUGGUUCUGUGGCACAUAAAUUAAUCACCAUAGGUAUAAUGAAUCUGUGGCAGUUAUCACCCCUAUUGUGCUGUCCUUUGUCUUGAGUAGGUUACUGGGAGAGAUCUUUAGAAUGAUCUCUUCGCGCUUCUUCAAGAGCCAUGGUGGUUGCCGGUCAACAGAUUGAGUUUAAGGUUAUCUUUUUUUCUCUUUGCAGUAUGUUGAAAAACUAGAAAAAAUUCUUCGUUUUGUUAUAAAAGAAAAAGCAUUGUCCUUGGAUGAUUUAGACAACAUCUGGGCUGCUCAGGUUUGUGUAUUUUAUUUUUUUGACUUUCUUUCACUCAUGAAUAAGCUGCACUUUUAAAUUUUUCUACCAUAUGAGGAAUAAUUCUUCUAAAGUAGUUGUCAACCAUAUUUUUAAUGCUUAUUUCUAGGCUGGUAAGCAUGAUGCCAUUGUAAAGAAUAUCCAUGAUCUGUUGGCAAAGUUAGCUUGGGACUUCUCUGCAGAUCAACUUGAUCACCUUUUUUCAUGCUUCCAGGUAAACUACAGUAAGCAGGCUUUAGAGCUGUUUAUUUCAAAUUGUUUAAGAUCAACAUUUAGUAGAAAUGUUUGUAUUCUAAUUAAUUUGUAUGAGGAACAACCCAUCCCUUCUACUCUUCCCUAUUCACAGUCCUAAAUUGAGAUUGUUAUCCAGAAUCUCAGUAUAUUAGGUAACAUUUAGACCCACCUUAUACAGCUUAUACAACCUAUCAAAUUCUUUUUGAUAAGAUAGGGUAAAAAGUGAUGGAUUUGCUUGUGGGAGAAGAGGUGGAAUGUGAGGAAUUAGGUGGACCUCUUUGCUCAUCCCACCAAGAUCUGCUAAGUUUGAGUUAUACGUGGAUGAAGUGUAUAAAGUGCCUGCGGCAUUAGUGUGCCUGUUAGCUACAUACAUAAUAUAUCAAGGAUCAGCAUGCAAAGAAAGCCUUGUCCGAUAGCCCCGGGCUAGUGGAUUUUGCCAUUGGGCAAGUGAUUUUUGUUCUUAACUUGCCCAACGGGCAAGUGCUGUUUUCUGGGGGAAUUCAAAUUACGGAAGGAUUGUAAUCAAUCCUACCAAUCAAAAAGGGUUUUUGGCUAGUUGAAAUGACUUGUGGGCUAGUACAUGCUAGCUACAGCUUGCCUGAAAGUUAGGCUGUAAAACUGACUUUCUUUGCACCCUGAGAAUGAUAAAUCUUAGGGUAAGGAAAGGAAAGUACGACCCAUUAAAAGAUUUCCACAGACAAAUUAGACAUAGGUGACACCAUUAUAGUUUAAUCCUUCCCAAGCACAAAGGUUACUGAGUAUUAUCUCAAGCAUCCAUAAUUGACCUUAGGGUGAUAGGAUUUAAAGUGAUGUCUUUACAGUUCGUUGCUUCAAUUGUUAUUUUGAGAAUUUGAAACUGUGGUUACACAGUGUGUUAAAAUGAUAUUUUCAUAUAAUACACAGGAAAGUUGGACAAAUGCCAGCAAAAAGCAGAGAGAGAAAUUGCUAGAGUUAAUAAGACGGCUGGCUGAAGAUGACAAAGAAGGUGUAAUGGCUCAUAAGGUACAAAGCAAAUAAAAAUUAAAAGUAAAUAAUGAAGGCACAAAGGCUAGUGGGGCUGGGCAAAUAGUUAAAGUGUACACUACUAUGGUUAAGAAUCCUAGUACAUUGGAGGCUAACCAGUUGGCUAUUUACAAGCAUGCUUGAGGACAUGAACUCAAGACUUCUGAGGACAAAUCUAGUCAGCAGUUAGUAGGGUUCUCAGUAGAAGCCGGCAACUGGCAAUUCAUCACCGCCUACUUUAAUACUUGUUGCCUCUUACUUUGUAUUUUAUUGGUUGCUUUUCACUCCCUAGUUUACAGCCCCUCUGUUUGUCACAGCCACGUACUUAAGGUUGGGCAGACACCUACUUCAAAUCCUAUUGAGAACCCUGAGUUGGAGUGGGGCUUGAACUUGGAGGCCUUUGGAUAGCAAGAACAGCACUCUAACCACUUUGCCACACUUCCUCCUUGGGAUUAACAUUAAUCUUCCAAAUACUGAUUCUAUCUCUUGGAUUUCAUUUUUAGGUGCUGGGCUUACUGUGGAACUUAGCUCACAGUGAAGAUGUACCAACUGAUAUCAUGGACUUGGCACUUAGUGCUCACAUUAAAAUUUUAGACUACAGCUGUUCACAGGUAUGCCAUCAUCCAAGAUGGGGCUUUACUAUAACAUGGGACAGGGAAUCUUGACAUACCUUUUAGGGGUUAAAAUACUUGGAUUGGUUCCCUUUGUGUUCCAAAAUGUAACAUGACUACUGCUAGAGUUGUCAAAGUACACAUAGGCUAUUGUAGCCAUCACCAUUAUUUUAUUGUCAAUGUCAAACAUUAUGUUGGUAAUAAUGAAUCAUUGCCACGCCCACUAAAAAGAAUUCUAGUAACUUUUAUGGGUGUUAUGGAAGCCUUGCAACUAUUACCCCCAUCAUUUUAUAGGGAUUUCCCUUCCGUGCACCAACAGUGUCACAUCUCUCAGUGUGAUUUUUCUCACAGCACCCUGACUUGAGAUGACGUUUAUUUAAAGAAGGACAAUGUCUGAGGUUUCAUUUAUUUCUUUCUGCUUUCACAGGAUCGUGACUCUCAAAAAACGGAAUGGAUCGAUCGCUGCAUAGAAGAGCUCCGUAGUGACACUUGGGUCUUACCAGCUCUCAAGCAAAUCAAAGAAAUUUGUUCUCUAUUUUAUGAAGUAUGACUCUCAUCAUUAUACGAUUUGUAAAUUAAUUAACCAGUUAAUACAAUGUAUGCGUGUUAAUCAGCCUUUCAUGUCGAAAUUGAUUCCUGCUUAACUAUGCAAUCAAAUUUGGAGUUGUAUGCAACUUGAAAUUACAUCUGCCUCCUGGUGAUCCCAGAAUCCUGCAUAUAACACCGGUCUGGAAUUACUGGCAUAUCAUUCAUUGCUGUAAAACUCGGAAAACCAAAACCACCAGAAAUGUUUCUGUAAUAUUAUUGUGUUGCAAGAAAAAAGCUAAUCAGACAGGUGAACUAAAAGACGAGCAACAAUGUUAAUAAGUUCCUGGUUAUGGGGUUUGCUUGCAUGUGCUUAUCUUUGCUCUUUGAUCCAUCAAAGUUAGUGUGACAAAGUGAUGUUGCCACACCUUGGUCUAAGAGUGAAAGGUUAAUUUGAUACACUAUCAUUUCACCUGAAUUCAGGCACUACAGAGAGCUAACUAACAGAUGUUUUAACUUCCUUUUUAGGCUCCCCAAAAUUACUCUCAUACUCAACGUAACCCUCAUGUGUACUACCGACAUGAGGUUAUAAACCAGUUACAGCAGACCCACUCCCUGGUUACAAUAGUGGCUGACAAUCUGGCAAGCUAUAUGAAAAAAGUGUAUUCCCUGCUUGAAAGUAAGAAAUGACAAAUAGUAUUAACAACUGCAUGUACAAUAACUGUGUGCUUUUGUCAGGAUUGUAGUGAAGAUUUUCCCAUGUCUAUUUAAAUGGGUUCUCUCUGAAUUGAUCUACCAUCGCUUUGACCAUGGUUAAAACUCAAUUGAAAUUUGAAGGGUAGGUACGCUAAGGUAGCAGAAAAGGAGGGCAAGAAGUUAUGUGGCAACUAAAAAGUGUCCAUGGAAACCUGGCCAAAGCCCACCUCAAGGAACCUGUUAACACAGUAAGAGCCAUGCUGCACAAAAAUGCUUACCUCAUACUUACAUUACCAUCAAUCACAGUCAUAAUUCUUUAAACCACUGAUAUGAAACCUAAGAGACUUGACUGUCUGGUAUAGGGACACGUAUGGCUUACUUCCCUUUUCUCAAUGUUGAAGUGAUGGGUUUUUUGGCCACAUACCAUGUGAAAACCAACAUUGAAGGGGAAGGAGCAGAAAAAUUAGCAAGCAUUUCAACAAUUAUGAAUAGGAUUGAGGGUGGGUGGGCAAUGUCUCAGUCUAAGCAAAGCUGGCAAAAACAAGGGCACAUCAAAGCGUCCCUGAAAAGCCCCACAUAUUGCAGCUGCCGCUGACUGGUGAUAUCUGCAAAAUUCCAUUUAGUAGCAUUUGUUAGCACUGUCUAAGCAGGGUUAAACUAGUCAGUCACUUAAGGGAAUUUGAUUGGUCAAUUGAUAUUUCAUAGAAUUAAAAUAAAAUGGAAUGUGGUAAAUUUUGUGGCUUAUUUUUAAGGUAAACCCAAUGUGGACCCUAGUGAAAUUCAAAUUGAUGGGAGAUAUAACCAUUCCUUUCAAGUCCAGGAAAGACUCAACUUCCUCAGGUAAUUUUCUUUUUUUCUGGAAGUGGACUAUAAACUGUGUCCAUGGCAAGUCUUAAUUUCAAGCUCCCAUUCAGGAAGGUAAAGUCAAACCUUGCUUUACAGAUGGCACCCACUUAAUAUGGACAACUCAUUAUUAUGGACAGUUUGCUUUGUCCCUAGGAAAAAAAAGCCCUUACAUUUUCUCUAAAUCCAACCCACUUAAUACAGACACUUUCUAUGGUCCCUUCAGUUUCCGUAUUAACGGGGUUUGAUUGUGCUGUGAAUUGGUGAAAAUUUUUACCCACUGAAUAUAGACUGCAAAAUAGUCGGUUUUUUUCUCAAAAUCAGUAAAGAAAUCAGUUAAACGUGGUGUAAGAGUCUUGCGUGUGAGGCGACAGAAUUUUUAGCGUCUCUUUCCAGUCUCGCUCUCUGUUUUCAGCCUCGUUCCAGACCUUUUGUUUGACUGCUCGCGCGUACUUGAAUACACAAAAAUAUGGGCUGUUUUGCAGUCUACACUGAAUGCAACAAUUCUGAAAAAAGAGUUGCCCUAGCAACCCUCCAAGUUGCGACCAUUUUGGUCGCCAUGGCACCUAAAAUUUUGGAGCUGGCAACUUGAUUAGUAAAAGGUCUCCCUAAACCAAAAGAGUUGGUUGCCAAAUGGCAACCAAGCAAAAACUUUAACUUGGAGGGUUGCUUAGGCAGGAUUUUAAGGCAGAAGAGUGGUGUCUCAUGUCCCCAAUUUCCAAAACGACCAUAGAUGGAUUCUUGAACCUACUUGAUUUUCAUGGUAUGAAAUUUUAAAGGUCAGCAUAAUUAAGAAAGACGAGUUAUACAGAAGAGUGUGGCUUUUUUCUUUAACUCACAAGUUGUUGAUUUAGAAAUAUUUUCUUAUAAUUAUAGGAAACUGACUAAGUAAGUUGGAGUGUAUAAUGCUGAGACAUUUUUGUGAUUUCUUUCCACAGAUUUCUUUUAAAAGAUGGACAGUUAUGGCUGUGUGAGCCACAGGCUAAACUGGUAAAUUACCGGAAAUCAUUACAUAAAUUAUUAAAGUUACAAUAAUUUUUCUUCAUUUUGUGAAAUUAAUACACUUGUAGUUACUUUUAGAAAUUGUAGCUCAAAAUUGAAUUCAGGUUUAAGUAGGUUUCACCUAGUUUGAUUUUUCCUUGUCUUUGUCUUUCUCUGUGGUCUUUUUCCUUGACAAUGUUACUUGUAGUCAUAGUCGUAUAUUUGAAAAUCAAACAGCCUACAAUGUAGGUUGAAACAAUUUUAACCUGAAUUUUGUUUUGAAUUACAACAUAUUAUUGUUGUUUGAUUUAAUAUUUACUAUAAGUUUUGUUUAAUAUGCACUAGAAUAUAAUUUUAUCGAUAUAAUUAAUAAUUUUGUAGAGUCUGCAUGUUGACAAUCAGACAAUCGUUUCUCUUUUGCCCCUACAUAUCUCCUCAACUUGUUUCAAUAUUCAACAGCUACACAGUAAUGCAUAAUGUUAUUAAAGAAAACAUUGGUUUCAGCAUCUUGUCGGUUAACAGUUAAAAUCUUGAUGGAGCAACCAAACACACAGAACCAACAAAAUUGAUUAUCUGGUUUUGUGUGAAUUCUAGAUCUGGCAGUGGCUUGCGGAAAAAGCUGUGCUACCAUCAGACAGAGAGUGCUGCUUCAAGUGGUUUUCAAAGGUAAAACAAUCUACUCUCUGAAGUCGAAGAUCCAUUUUACUCUGUAACUGUCAGAUCAAGAUGCCAUCUUGCUAUGGAAUUACGCUGUGGUUCAAUUUUAUACUUGAACCUCUGUAUGGGUAUUUCCAACAAAAUAGAAGUUGCAACGAUUGCUAUUGAUAAAGAGAAGAUCUUAGAGAUUUACGUAACGAUCACAUGGCGAUUCUAAUCAAGUUUGACACUUUAAGUUCAUGUUAGUCACACAAUGAUGGCAUAGAAAUCUGCCAAAAAGUGUGUUGCCCAUUCAGAGUUUUUGGUUUCCUUAUUAUACCUGUUGCUUUUUCGAUGUUCCCAUUUCUGUUGUCAUUGUGGUUGCGCUGAGCUCGUUAGUAGCUUUACCAUGUGAAACGUUUCGUGAUAUGCAAUUAUUUCACCUGAAAAACUGACAAUUGGAUGGAAAAUGCGUGAUGAGACCAACGUCUGCAGGUACCUAUACAGAAGCUCAUACUUGGUGGGUGCAAAUUUUGUUGUCCUUUAAUUCAAAAUCAUUAUCAUUCAUUGCCAGAUCCCAAAACAACCAAAAAUGACAUUUUGAACGAAGGAUAAGAUUGAAUCACACUACAUCUCCUGUGAAUAAAAGCUGCUAGUUAUUAUUGACUCUUAUGAUGAGGCAGGAGUGUGUUUAGGAUCUGGCUUAAUGGGACUACUUUAUGCCACACCAGAAUGUUUUCUGUUGUCACUUUAACUCUAUUUAUGUUUUAAUGAUCACAUUCCAAAACAUGAGAAAGUGACCAGCAACAAUAAAAACAAUUUUUUUUCACAUUACUUCAGGAGGACUUUAAGGGAAAAUUCUUUGAGGGAAAUAUUAUUGUUAACGAAAAAUUGAGUUUUUCAAAGCAUUGAUCAAACCAUGAUUGGCGUUAUUCCCUAGCUGGGAUGACGAAGAUUAAGUAACUUAGUGCAGCAAUAUCAUGUAAUCAUGGCCCCAUAUAUGUUAACACUUAUUGCCGUGGCUCAAAAUGUAUGAGUAAUAACGACAGAUUUUCAGUUGUCAUUGUGAUAAUUUCUUUUAGUUAAUGGGGGAUGAACCUGACCUUGAUCCAGAAAUCAGCAGAUCAUUCUUUGAGGGGAAUGUCCUCAAGUUGGACCCCUCCCUGUUAACAGAAAAUGGUAUAAGGUUAGUAAUACAAUUAAUUUCGUUUUGUCCGUAAGAGAUUUGUCACUUUUUAGGUGAAUUCUACUUAAAUUAUUUGUUCUUAUCUACAGGGCUGUCAUAAAGUUUUGAAGCAGCCAUAGCUAAUAUUAAUUCAUCCCUAACAUCUCACAAAAAGUUGAUGGUGUGAUCUUUAGCUUUCCACUUUGAUCACCUGUAACAUUAAUUGAGCGUAGAUAUGACAGUUGUUGUGUAUUGCGGCCCUUAAUGACAGCUCUGGUACAGAAACAAUCCUGCAACUACAGAAUGGCACUGUUGAAGCUUAUUUAAAUAAGCUCUCCAUAUAUUCACUGAGACUUAGAAAUGUUUUUGUUUACUCCCGUCAUUGAAAAAAUCUUUGUUUGGACUUUCUGAAAAUUCACCCGACAAUAACUGCCUUAGAGCAAAAUUGAACUACGCAUUAUCAUUAUCAUCAUCAUCAUCAUCAUUUAUUACUCUCUGUUAUUUGCAAGAUUUUUCGUUUACAAUACUCUUGUAAGCUUCAUAGCAAAGCAGUUACUCUCUCAGACUUUUCCACCUGUUGUGAAAACAAAUACCUCAUAAAAUGAAGACCCAUUAUUGAAGACUGAAUUUAAGAGCAAAAUUUAAGACCCAAAACUGAGACGCAAAGCCAAGACCUCCCUGUCAAAACUAGAACCCUAGUUAACAAAAGAAAAGAGGGGGUCUUAGUUUUUUGUUUUGGUUUUUAGUCGUAGCUUUUCUUCUUUGUUCUUUAUAGAGGGUGCUCGUUUUUCUAUAACCCAAAAAGGUCUUUUAAUUGUUUACUUUCCACUGUACAGCUCUUGUUUUAUGACCCAUGGAUUAUUUUCCUCCCUCAGGUGUUUUGAAAGGUUUUUCAGGGGAGUAAAUGUCAAGGAGGGUAAACUAGUGGCAAAAAGAAGAGCAUACUUAAUGGAAGAUUUAAAUUUAAUUGGAGUGGAUUACUUGUGGCAGGUAACUACUGUAGUCUCAACAACAACAACAGCAAUCUUCAUUUGUACUCACUCUCUUGUUCAACAAGAAAUUAACACAAUGCAGCUAUUAAAAGUAAACUUAGAGUACUUGCUGCGUGGAAUAAGUAUAGGGGCUACUAGCGGAGCCAGGCAGCCAGUCUACUGUCUAACUGUUGCUAGUUGCAGGUGACAAGAGGAGCCCGCAAUCCUAACCUCCAGGUUGCUAUUAUGAAUACACGGCAUGUAUACGCCCGUCCGUACGCACCACAGGGAAUCCAGCGUGAAAUGUCAAACUUUCUAACUAGUAUGGGAGCCUGUAACCUGUGUUUAACUUGAUAAUAGACAUCCAUAUUGUGGUCAAUUGACAGCUGUCAGCACAGGGUAUCUGCCGAACAGUGUUACAUGACUGUAUCGCGGGCUAGGAUGGCAACUCAUCGAGGUCACGUGUCUUUUGACCAGUUGUUGGCUUUUAAUUGUUCCCAAGUUCAAGUUUAUGUUUUUCAGUGAUAUGGAUAUAGAUUCGUGGAUUUCUUUGCAAUGGUUUGAAGUCCAUUGUCUGAUGUAAAUUCAAAAUGCAUAAACCGGAGCUUCGCUUUUAGCUCUGCCUAAAUCUGUACAAACGUAUAUUAUGUUACUUUGUAGUAGUAGCCUUUCAUGACAUUUUGACUUAAGCCUUGGUUAUCCUUUACUCUCAACUUUGUCAUAAACUUUAACCUUUUUGGCAUUAAUACUCACACACUGAUUGAAUGCUACGUGCGCUGUGAUUGGUUGUUGCCCAUGAUCUAUCAGAGUACAGAUGCAUCGUUGACGUCACGGCAAACUUGUUUUCUUUGUUUUGUUCAACAUGGCGCGUGGUGUUGAAAAUGUUUGUGAGAUUCUUUCGUAUUAAAGCAAGCGAAAGCCUCAGUGACAUCAAUGACACACUCGCCUGCGGCUCAUGUGCCACUUUUUUGUUUUUGCCACAUUUUGAGGUUAUCUAUUACUAAACAGACGCACGGCAAAAUGGAAUCUAUUUGUUAAACAGAAUUAGUAGAGAGAACACUCUUGUCUUUGUUAUUUCUCGUAAAUUUUUUCUGUUGAUUGUGUAUUUAUAUUGUUACGUUGUUAUGAGAAAAUUAAUGUUGGUCACUCUUAGAAAUUGAAGGGUUAUGUUUUGUCACCUAGCAACAUUGUAAGCAGAAUUUAGAUGCUGAUUAUAAAUAGUGUUUGAAAGCUAAAAAAAGAGUACCGGUAGUACCUUUUUGGUAUGUCAUAAUUUGCAAAUCUUGCAUUGUGAAUUUUCAGGUGGUACUACAGGGAUCAGAUGACAUUGCAAGUCGAGCUAUUGAACUACUUAAGGAAACGUUCACUUCUUUAGGACCUAAACUAAGAGCAAGUCAGGUAUGUGUACUGGUGCAUCAUGAAAAUCCCUCGCAUGAAGCAAUGAAUGGACAAAGUGGUUUCAUGUAGGUUUUAAAGAAACGGUGGUGUCAUGUUGAAGGGGCUAGGAGGGGUACAAAACAGAAUUUCUUUGAAAAAACUGAUUUGCUUAAGCAAUUGACAAUUCAUCUGCACCCCCCCCCCCUCCUUUAGCGUCAGCCUCAGCUGUCUGUACUACCACUGCCUCUGUUACGUUUCUUCGUUUCUCUUUUUUGCAAUUCUUGCUGUUUUGUUCUCAAUCCCGAAAAUUCGGGAAAAAUUUACCUCAAAAAUGUCUUUUUCAAUCCGUGUUCAAAAUUUUUUUCGAUUCAUGGGACAAAAAGUGACUCUAAAAUGAACACAAAAUCUUGGAGCACAUGCAUACAAGUAAAUUAGAGCUUUGAAUGACUCAAGCUUAAGGUGCAAAUGUAAUAGAAUAACGUAGAUUGGUUCUCCCGGAAUUAGUAAGUAUGACAAAUUGUACAUUGUACAAAUUGUGUCAACCAAAUUUUGGUUGCUUGUUAUACUCAAACACAAAACUGUUGUAACAGUAUGCGACUCACUUUUAAUCACCAUAGUAAUUUGCAGGUAGAAAAACUAGUCGUAAACUGUCGCAAAAGUCAGUUUGCGCAGAAACUUCGCCCGUGCACAGAGUAGACAUUUCCUUCAUUAUUUUGAACGAAGGCACCAAGUCAGGACUUGAGUUGACAAAACACAGUGAUUUGUAUGAAAUUGUCGUGCACAAGUUAUUCACACACUGACACAUUCGACAUCGAACAUCUUUCCAGAGAAUUGUUCCGGAACGGUUGGCCGAGAGGGUUUGAUGAACUAAAUUCCAGUCCUCACUCCUGAAUAUUUACUUCCGUCUCAGUGGAGUCCAUUGCUCAUUCACUUCCCUCUAAGGUCUAGUCUGCUACACAGCCGUUUUUAGUGUCAUCACGCAACGCGCCUCACGCAACGCUCCUCCCCACCAAGUUAGUGGGGAGGAGCGUUGCGUGACGACACUAAAAACGGCUGUGUAGCAGACUAUCUAAGGUCCGAAUACCAAGCUAUUCACACGGUACUAAAGUGUGACACAGAACCUAUCUAAAAUGUGAUGCUCCACUUUCGAGAUCAGUGCCUCGCCGCUUCGUUCCGUUACAGAAAUCCCGCCGAAAUCACCGUUCCUAUGUGUGAACAGAAUCCCUAUCCGGAAUGAUUUGCGUGCGUGCGCAAGAGCUAUCCGAUAAACUUGCAUAGAAAUUUAAUGGCGCACAUUAGUUUGUUAUUGUUGAGUAAUUACCUGUUGUAACAGCUAGCCGACAAAUUGUUUCAUGUUUCUCAUAGGUUGAAAUCCAUGAUAAGUUUAUCAUGAACUGCACCAAUCAGAUUCGUCAGUCUGCAGACUUAAUUUCAGUCAAUAAGAGUACAGAGAAUGCAACUAUAGACAAGAAGUCAGAGUUACCCAGAGAAAAGCUCCAGCAGGAGGCUAAGAAAACAGUGCGAUGUUUGACAGUCCUCAGGGAGUAUGUGGGCGAAUGUGACGAUGAACAUGCGGAGGAAAGAGCUAUUCUUCCUCACGGAAGGUAAGUGUAACGCUUGUUGUUAAAGAAUCUGUGUCAAGAAAUUAAUAAAAAAAAUUCAAGCAGUUUUAACUGCCACCAGAUUGAUGGAAACAUAAAAAUAACCGUUCAAAAUAAUAAAGAAAGUAUGAAGAUCAGAGCAAAUACACAAAGGAGGCACGGAUGGAUAAAUUUCAAGAAGAUUGAAACGGAUUGCUAUUGUGUUUGUAAAAACUUGUUAGUUUAACAGUUUUUUUUUACAGAAAAGUUCAUUUUAUUUGUUUGUAACAUUGAAAUAAUGCUUGGGAGACAUUUGUUUGACAAGAAGCUGUGAUUUUGUCAUUUACUUGAAAUUUCUCGGGUUCCAUAGCAAAUAAAACCGCGUACUUGGCAUUAUUAAUAAAAUGAACUAGACAGCCGUGACAGUUACCGGUAAUCUCGCCCCCAAGUCAUUUCGCCCCGGUAACUUAGCCCCCAAUUCUAGAACGAGGAAGAAGUGAAUGCGUGACGAACGAACCCCAGAGGACGUCUGCGGGAAGGCUACUGCGAAACUGGAAUAAAGAUAGAUGAAAACUGUAAAACUGCAGACUUACAGGGGUACGAUAGAGACCAUAAGAUUCGGGGACGAGAACGAUUACAAGUACGAGAUUUGAUUCAAAAGUUUGAAUGGUUCCUUGUACUUUUUUUCACUAGAAAAGUUAGCACUGUUAACUGUGUGGGAGGAGGGUAAACCCUCUCCCGAUCGCAAAAUGCUAACAUUUGAUAAUUUAAUGUCGCCACUACAACGUUCCUGCUAAAACGCGUAGUAGAAUGACGAUGACUUUCACAAUUUCAUGCCAAAAUAACGGUGACUCACGCGCGCGCAAUACUUAAUAUUGAGAAAAUCUUGUACUUGUAGUGCGCUAUUUUUUACGCACUACCAAAACAACUCAACGUUGUCCCCAGGUCUUCUUGGUUAACUGUUCAAUAAUCCGGCAAUUUUGCUGCACACUUGACGUCAUUUUUCACAUAUCGCAAAAUUCUUCCAAAUUUGGUCGACAAUAGCUGGUUAUGAUGCGUGGGAUUUUAGCCAAUCAGAAACGGAGAAAUAUUUUGACUGAAUAAUAAUUUACUUUAAUAUUCUAUUACAAGACUUGAUAUCUUUCUUUAGAUCAUGUCGUGGUCAGCACGUGUCACUCAUUGUCAGAUUUCCCUCACAUGGUCGCCAGGGAGAUGACUUUGAAAUCUGGUCUCACGCAAACGAGUCAAUAGCAUCUGUUAGAAGACAAAUUUUAAGCAGGUACGUCCGAAUAUUCUAAAGUCUUAGUCUGCGAGUAGUCUCUCUUUUCCCUCAGAUUUAAUGAGGGCAGUUCACGCGCGCUCGAGCGGCGAGGCGAUGAGACGCGAGAAAUGAGGGCGGGAGCCUUUAGUCACGCGAAUGGUCAUUUUCGUGUCUCGUGCGUUUUUCUCGACGGAUUAAGAUGAAAGAGAGACUGCUCGUGGUCUAAAUAAGUCACAAGUCCAUUAAAGCUAUAAAUAUAGAUUGCAGUCAUCAGACAUAGUCUAACAAAAGUUGAUAAAAUGCCCAACUAACUUUACCUGCACGCUGACACGGCAUAUUAGGGUCAUUUUUUACGAGAAAAGUAAGGCGUGUCUUGUUUAUGAACAGCUCUUAACGCAUGUUCUCUCAGGGGCUAUUAACAUGAUACCGGAAUGACUUUCAUUCUGGAACGAGUUUAUUCCAUCUCCAUAUAGUUCUCUGUAAUUGUUUACACGAUAUCGAACCAAUACAAGUCAUUCCGGUUUUCAUUCCGAAUGAAAUUCUCAUUCUGGUACGAAAUUUCCUUCUGAUAUCAUGAAAACUGAAAACGAACUUCGUUUCGGAUUGAAAAUCGUAAAUUGUUUAGUUUAGGGCGAGUGGCGCAUACGUAUUUGAUCUGGCGCGAAAACCACGCGAGCGAGAAUGCCUUAGGCGGUACCGUUCGAUUUUAUCAGGUGAAUGCAGUUCGAACUUCACUUUGGAAUGAAACUCAUUCCGGAAUGUAGGUCAUUACGGUAUCACAGAAAUAGCCCCUUAGAUAAAACGCGCCUUGGCUAAGUCCCACUUGUUUUAAAGUAUUUUGUUAAGGAUAAUUUGCAGUGUGUAUGGAUUUUGACUCAAAGCAUUUUUGGAAGUACGAGAUAAAAAAUGUUGAAGCACCUUGACUAUGUUGAUUGAAGAUUAUGUUAUUUUCAUUCUAGUCCUAGUAUUACUUAUUACGCAAAUGUAGAAAUAAACGCAACAGAAGGGUCGUCGGCGUUCGCAGAUGUAAAAACCAGCUUGACCAGUGACAGAGCGGGAAAUUAAGCGUCAGUAGCGUCCAGUCUUUUCCGCGCGCUUUCGUGUUCUCAUUUUCCGCCGCGUUUUCAUUUGUAAAUCUGCCUAUUUUAUUUAUGAAGUUAUUAACAAUUAUUCCUCAAGCCCGAAUGGGCUCUGAGUUAAUAGCCCAUGAGGCCGAAGGCCGAAUGGGCUAUUGACUCAGGGGCCAUGAGGGCGAGAGGAAUAAUUGUUUUAGUAAAAUCCAACUAGUUGGUCAAAAAUAUCGAGACAAAACAACUUUUAGCUGGUUAAAGCUAGACGCAAAUCCCUUUUUGCCGCCAAAAAUCCGGCGUUCUUCGCUACUAGUGGGCUAUAACAUAUAGCCUAGUAGUAGCUCAACCAAUCAGAAUGCAGCAUUGAUAAUAGACCACUUGUUGGAUUUUACUAAUUAUCGAUACACGCCGAUGUCGUCGAUCUUUCACAAAGUGAAUUAUACUCAACAGUCUACAGGUUGUAGAGGUAAAAAAAAAUUGUUCCUGUGUUUAGUCACGCUAGAGCUAUUACCAUAGAUUCUUGAAAUCGUACCAAAGUUUUAGCCAUGAUACUCACAGUUUUUAGGUCGUCGCGCGUUACGAGAAUCGCGUAGCGCGCGACACAGUUUGGCUCUCGCGAGAGGGUAGUAACAAGUAAGGGAUCAUUAUACUGUUUAAUCCUAAUCGUUAUCCUAAUCCUAAUCCUUAUCUGUAAACGUUGUAACAAAAGGGUGAAGGGCUCUCUGCAGGCAGCGAGACUUGACCUUUACGUCAAUGGAGAGAUUUUAUCCCCCUCUGAUGAUAAGAGACUUAUUUCACAAGUACCACUUCGAGACAGAACGGUAAGUAUUGAUAGUUAUGAAACUAUAAGUUAGGCUCUGUUCACACGGGGUGCUUGAGCACUAGUGCCAGGGUACUGGCACAGAGUGGUAUUGCGUUCAAACCUUGGGUACUUGAUAUGUAACUGUACACGUAAUAAUAUAUGCUCCGUUGCGCCUUGUCAGACGCCAUUUUGGAAAAUGUGAGCUUAGCAGGAGGUCUAAGGUAUGCAAAGCAGUGGAUUUUGGAUCAUUUUGUUUAAGAAAAUUGAGGCAGCGAAAAUGAGCCGUGAUCUACCAGUUAUUAAGGUUCUCAUUGAAUAAUAACUUCUCUUGUUUUUUUCGAUUCCUUAUUACGAACAUCGUACAUUUUUCAUUGCGCAGUGCUUUACCCUGCGAGCUACUCUCUUGCGAUAUCUACAAACUGGUAGGCUAGCAGAGGUAGGCGCUGCUCACAUAGUGGCCACGCUUAUGACCUGCUGAGAAAAACGUCUUUCUUAUUUCAUGACCCUGCGUGCUUGUUAUUUUUUCUUGUAGUUAAUAACAGCCAAAAUUGGAACACUCAACAGUUCCAUGCCGUCCUCGCCAGAUUCCUCGUCUGAUUCAUCUGGUGGAUCCACUCCAGCUGCUCUAGAUGGGCCAAACCUGGAAGCUGAGAACUGCUUGCCAGGAGUGGUAGGUUACAAAGUGAAUGAAUAGUUCCGGUAUUACCCUUUCACUCCGGAAAUGGCCAAAAUGACAAAAUGUCCAAAUUUCAUUUUAAAAAUGCUGAUAAACAAACUGUACCUUGUGAUUGUACUGCCAAAGAGGUUUUAUUUGAAUUGUAACACCAUAGGAUUUCAUCAACAGACUCAAAAGUUAGAACUACAUUAUAAAUAAAUAGUACCAUGUGAAAGUACUGCUGAAGAGGUUUCAUUUGAAUGGUAACACCUUAGGAUUUCAUCCACAGACUCAAAAGUUAGAACUGCAUACUAAAUAAAUAGUAUCAUGUGAAAUUACUGCUGAAAAGGUUUUUUGGAAUGGUAACACCAUAGGAUUUCAUCCACAGACUCACAAGUUAGAGCUUCAUACUAAAUAAACUGUACAAUAUGAAACAGAAAUUACUGCUGAAGAGGUUUCAUUUGAAUGGCCACACUGUAAAAUUUUAUCUGCAGACUCAAAAGUUAGAACCACCUCACAAGUACACCAUACUAGUGUCCGAUAUGUUAAAAUUCAUACUUGGCUGCGAGGCUUGGGGGAAUAAAACAAUAGAAGUCAUCGUGAGGCUCAGUAAUGAAUAAUAGAUUACUUUUGUUUUAUUCCCCAAGCCUCGCAGCUAAGUAAGUAUUUUAAUAUAUCGGAAUUGGUCUAUUGCAUCAUAUUGACGAAGAUCUUCGUGUUUUUACUGAAUCAGAACUGUUUUGUUUGUUUUUUAGAUGUUGUCAAAACGCCAUAGCUUUAUGCAGUACCUAAUUAAUCUUGCGGAUCAAGGAAUUGUCCACGAUGUUCCUGAUCUAAGAGAUAGAGUACAGCAGCUACUAAACCUCAUCCCUUCAGGUAAAUCGCUUGUAUCUUUAUCAUUAUUUACUGUAUCUGGUUAUUAUACUCUCGUAAACGAAACAAACAACGGACUACAGGUGAAUAAUUAGUUUUCUUCUAAUAUUAACCAUUUUUUUAACCAAAUUUUGUUUUUAUUUAUUUGGUUUGUGUUCCCUUGAGCGCUGUGGUUGCGAGUGACUGGAUGUUGGCUGGAAUGGGAGCCUCUGAUUAGCUGUGGCGGAAUCCUAUUGUAGUACUUGCUAUACAUUUUGUCUAUGUUCUUUUUUUUCAGACACCGAAACAGUAGGAAAUAUCAAGAAUGUUUGUCGAGCUUGUUCCGAAAACUUUUCAAAGACCUCGUCUCCUUCAUUAGAUGCCAUGUUUUUCAUACCCUCUUCCACUCAAGUUCUUUAUAACCUAGAGGUAACAACCUUAUAUGUGGGAUGUGUAUGGCUAGGUAGCUUUGUUAGCGUGUCUGUUUUGUGACUGCACCUGCAUACCUGCCUUGUCUGUCUGUCUGUAUGUAUUGUCUGUCUGUCUGUCUCUGUCCGUCGGUCCGUCCGUCCGUAUGUCUACCUGCCUGCCAGUUAUUAUCAGAGAACUGAGGAUAUCUGUUCGGUUCAUCGCGUCAGAAUCUUUUAAGCGGAGUCAAAAUUUUUCCAAUUUGUUUUAUUUUUCUGCGUUAUCCUGGGUAUAGUUUUAACCCUUUCACUGCCAAAGUGCUUGAUGGAGUUUUGUAAGGUGACUCUAUUUUUUGAGUCUGUGGACGAAAUCCUAUGGUGUGACCAUUCAGCUGACAGCUCUCUGCCUGUACUUUCACAUGUGGGUACUUGUUUGUCAGAAUUUUAGAAAUGAAAUUUGGAAAUUUGGUCGAAAUUUGCCUUUGGCCACAUUUGGCAGUGAAAGGGUUAAGAGAUGGUUGUGCCGGAAGUUAGUAGAGAAAAAAGUGAAGUCUUCACUUGAAGUUAAUUAUUUUGUAAAACAAAGUGAAGCAAAACGGAGGAGCAUUAUACCAAUGACGUAAUUUUUUUUUAUCUUUUAGAUUGUCUAUUCUCUUCUUAUGCCUGCUUCCUUACCAGCGCAAGAUCACCAAACUUUAGAAUUUCAAGUAGGUUUGGAAUAUGUCUACAUGCUAGUCUUUGUUCUUUGUGUGUCGUCUGUCCGUGUUUUUGAUGGUCUGGCUGACCAUCGUGUUUUGCUCUUGAAACCCACCUGUGGAAAUUUAUUCCUGUGUAGGAUUAUAAUUUAUUGAACGGAGCGCUACAUUGCAUUUUUAUUGAAAAAAAAUAUAUAUUAAUUUUUGUUUAAUGUCAUUUUAUCAUGCAGUCUCCUCUUUUCUAAAUGUCAUAACUUCAUUUAAUAACCUCUGCAGUGCUCAUUAAAACGGUUAGUAAAAUAUCUUAGAAAGUUGUUAUCAACAACAACAUCAGUAAUAACAUUGGUUUUGUUACUCAAGUAUGGUGAGAGGAAGUGGCUAGGGGACAAUAAAUAGUCCUUCGAAAGGCUUACUAAGACCACCAGUUUAUUAGCCUGAGAAAGCGGCCGACAUUUCGCAAUGCCACCACUGGUAUCCCCCCAAAAUGACGUCGGAGGAACGACUGCUGAAAUUCCAUACUGAUGACGUUUCAUUACUCAGAUCUGGCUUGUGCUUUUGAUUGGCUGAAGAAAAUUUCCCUCGCUGCACGACCAAUCAGAAGCACUACCCACUUACGCGUCAUCAAUAUGGAAUUUCUGUUCCCGUUUCUGAGACGUCAUUUCGCGCCGAAAACAAUGCUGGCCUCGCGAAAUUUUGGCUGUUUUCUCAGACUACCAGUUUGAUAGUUACCAGACGUUUUUUGCAAUUCUAAAAGGAGCUACACAGAGAACCCCUUGGCUACAACUGAAAGAAAGGAGGUGAAAAUAUAUCUCAAUUUUGUAUGCAGGUUCACUUCUUAAAAUGUGGUGGUAUUCAGUGUGCACUUAACAUGUUGACAAGAACAGAUUUCCUUGAACAUGCUGAUGUUUUAACUAAAAGGUAGGAAGGUGCCAGCUGAGCUGUUAAUAUAAAACCCUCGUUUUCGUUGUAUCCUUUCAUUUGCAAGGUGUUGAGUGAUGGGACAAACUUCAAAGCAAGGCACUAUUUAUCAGUUGCCGGCCUAGAGAAAUCCCUUGAAAAAAUGUGCCGCCCGGUUAAGUGGCGUGGAAAUAAAGAAUUACAGAGACAAGCGGGAUGAAGGACCUUGGACUGCCGCCUUUAGAGCGGUUUUCAUUUGAGUGUCGAAAAGUAAUUGGUUUUGCACUUUCUACACGAUGCGAUUGGCUUAAAAGAUUCGCGCCACCUUUUCAUCCAAUCAGAAGUAAGACCAAAGCCAAUUGUGACGCACUUUGCGUCAGCCACAUGUAAUUACUUCGAGUUUUGAUUGGUUCAAUGUAUUGUCUGUGUCCUAUGUGAUUGGCCAGAGUAAUUACUUUGGUUUUGGUUUUACGACACUCAAACGAAAACCACUCUAACUCUAAAGGGAGUUUAACAACUACGACGCCGACGGUAGCCAACACGUCACUUUUAAAAGCGCUUACAUUCGCUAAAACUUUAUCGCGAUUAUUUGAAACUCCUCAGUCAAAUGCAGGCUAAUUUUUCAAGAGUUGAAAGUUUGGGGAGAUCAUUCAAGUUCGAGUUUACUUUGCAGUGAAAACACUCACCUGCGGUUCGUGGUUCUACCUGAGUUUUGAACAUUUUCUAUGGUCGAUAAGAGAAAAGAUCAUUGAAAAAUGUUGUCGAUUUGUUUAAUCCAGGCACAGGACUAAUUCAGUGCCUCAAUUACAUCCAGCCAAACUUUUACACAUAAAAUGCUAUUAUUUUUCUACAGAGCUGCAUACUACACACUUCUUAAAAUGUCGAAGUUGUUGCUGACCGUGGUCGGCUAUGCACAGGUGACCGUUGUUGCAGAAGCUAUUCAGCCAUCGGACCCCACGUGCACCCCACCUCCCGUUUCUGCUAGUGCCCAUAAUGCCGCCGUGAUUUUACAGCAAGCUUUGCAGUACAUUCCAAACCCUGCUACUGAGUGUAUGUUAAGAAAUAUGGCUGUUAGACUUGCUGGACAUUUGAGUAACUUGGUAAGUUAGUAUACAUGUAAGAAGGGGCAUUUGAUUAGCUUGUGACUCUGGACGAAAUUCUGUAGUGUGACCAUUGAAAUAAAGCCUCUUCAGCAGCACUUUCACGUGAUGCUAUUUAUUUAUGACGAAGGUCUAACUUUUAAGUCAAUUGAUGAAAUCCUAUGGUGUUACCAUUCAGAUGAACCCUUUUCAGCAAUCCUUUCACAUGGUACUAUUUAUUUAGUAUGUAGUUCUAACUUGUGAGUCUGAGGAUGAAAUCCUAUGGUGUGACCAUUCAAAUAAAACCUCUUCAGCAAUCCUUUCACGUGGUACUAUUUAUUUAGUAUGUAGUUCUAACUUGUGAGUCUGAGGAUGAAAUCCUAUGGUUUUACCAUUCAAAAGAAACCUCUUCAGUAGUACUUUCUCGUGAUACCAUUUAUUUAUUAUGUCUAUUGAGUCUAAGGACGAUAUCCUGUGGUGGUACAUGUGCAUGUUUAGCACGUUAAAUAGUGUAAUUGUAUACCUGUUAUGGCUCAAGACCUGUUGGGGGGCACAUACCAGUUUGGGAAAAAUACGGGAAUGCCUCCCCCGCAAUCCUAUGGUGUGGCCAUUUAAAUGAAUUCUCGUCAGUGGUACGUUCAAAAGGUGCCAUUUGUUUCUAAGUAUUUCACAAUUGCAUUUGGUAGCUUUCGUCAAUUUUCCGGGGGGUACUCAACAAAGUUUUAUCGGGGGAGGCUCCGCCACGAGGUCCAACCCCUUACCCUUUUAUAAACCAUUUUGACAGAAAAGGCACCUCUUUUUUAUACCUUCUAUUAACAGUUAGACUACCUUUUACAUACCUAGUUACGAAAGCCCUAACCCUUUUAACUUAUGUGAACGCACAGCAAUGAAAAUAUGAAAAUAACGUAAAACCAGGAAAUUUUCUCGAUUUUUUCUCAGGCAUUUAUUCUUCUAUUGGCCCUAUAAGAUAUUUUCACAGACGGAAAUGAAAGAUUUCCGUACCCAUUUCUAUACCUUAAGUAUAGUGAAAUCCCUAACCCUUCAUAUACCUGAGGCCUGUAAAAGGCACCCUUAUCAAGCGGAGCCUCCCCCUAUAUUAUAGGGAGUACCACCUGGGGUUAUCCCGGGGAAUAAAAGGCCCCCUUCAUAGUAUGUCUUUUUAAACCCCGUUGUUAUGUUUGAAGUUAAAUGGCAAAGACUUUUUUUACCCGUCGAGUUUCUGCUCUACUUUGUUCAGGUUGUGAGGGUUUUAGUCAAAACCCCAAAACAUUGUUUUUGAGAAAUUCUGAAGGUGGCAAAUUUGUUGCGUUUUGUAAUUUGUAGGUCGCAGGUCCUCUACCUGAAUUAGCUGCCAUUAAGUCAAUACAGCGGUUAUCCUGGGCGGCUGGAGUUGGCAUGUUGGACUUAAUGCAGUCUUCAAACGAAGAGAUCCACAAAGCUUACGAAAAGGUAAAACAGAACUGUUCAUAUUGACUUACCGUGUGAUAGGCGCCCUCUCUAAAAUAAACGCCCCCUGUAUGAUGUUAAUACAAGGGAGCUUAAGCAACGACGGCGGCGGCGCCGGGCGGCGGCUACGAAAAUAAUCAUACUGCUUCAAACGUUGUCGCGUCUAUUCCAUCUUUUCAAUUCUCCAAAUAUUGGCAAUUUUUUCUGGAGUUGAAUUCUAAAAGAAAAGAAACGGAGAAAGAAAGUCGCGUCCUCCACAAAAUGUGAAAAUAAGCAUUUUCACGUCGUACUCGUGCGGUGACGGCAAAGGAAUUGUACAAAAACGCGUGAUGCAUGUGCAAAGUUGUUGUUUUUCCAAUCUAAACCAAUUCCUUUUUGGCCGUUCUCGUUAACGUCGCCGUCGUCGUUGCUUAAGCUCCAUAAUUUUGUCCUUAGACGCCCCUCUCAAAAAUGGCCCUUGUCUAAUAGACGCCCCCUAUCACACUUACACGAAAAUACUAAGAAUUAACAAAAAGGAGCAAAAUCAUUAGGGUUCGCACAUUUCGUUUUGUUCCUUCAAUGUCAAGAUCAAAUUAAGGAUAGCUUAAUGAUGACAACACAAUGACCCUGAGCAAGAAUUCUGACAUCGAAGUCUCUCCGUCUAAUAGGAUAUUACUCUCUUCAUAGAUUGUUACAAAUGAAAAUAAACACCUCUCUCUUUAAAUGUCUCCUAUCCAUUAAUCACCCCCUCUUGGACCCCUAAAAUUAAAUAAAAACCCUGGGCGUCUAUAAGAACCUAGAACGGUAUUUAUAUUUCAGGGUCCAAGAGGGGGCGUUUAGAAGAUUGGAGGCAUUUAAAAGAGAGGGGCGUUUAUUCUCAUAAUUAUAACAAGCUCAACAAAACUAACAUGCUUUCGGUGGAAUACUCAUUCAAUCAAUUGAUACGUUUAGGCAGUCUAAAGAUCCAUCUCUCUCUUUCAGCUCAACAUCGAUGUCAUAAUCCUCGCUCAGGGUCAUUUUGUGGUCAUCGUUAGUCUAUCCUUACUUUGCACUUACAUGGGAACAAGAUACAAUGCGCAAAACCUUGUUAAUAAAUCAGGAUACUGAAUAAAUUGAAUGAUUUUGCUUCGUUUUGCUAAUUCCGAGUGGUUUGGAGUAAUUGUCAUGGGGAGCAUUUAUAAGAAGGUUUACGGUCAUCUCGCCACCAAGAAGUCGACUCGCCGCCAACCAACUCGCCACCAAGUAAUGACUAUGCAUUAAUCGACGUGUUUACUCACCUGGGAUUACUUACCUAGAAUUUCUACUACUUCGCCAAGCUAAUUCGAAUUUGAUUACAGAGUUAUUACUUGGUGGCGAGUUGGUUGGCGGUGAGUUGACUUCUUGGUAGAAACUUCGUUGGUGGCGAGAUGACCGGUUAUCUAAUUACUUUUGAAUGAUAACCAGCUUUUUUCUUUUCAUUAAUAAAUAGCCUAAUCCGAAAGGACUCCAAAAUGAUGAUGUUCAAGUAGCAAGGGAAGCUCUGGAAGUAAGUUUGGCAAUGUCGGCCAUCACUUUGACUAUAUUUGUUAUACUUGUUUUUUUUCGUUUUAUCCCACCCUGCCUUACCUACUUUAAGACAUUUUUAACAAUUAUUUUACAGACUGUGUAGUCUUUAAUUCCUCUUUUAUCCGGUCGCUAAGUGUGUACGUUUACAAAGUUUAACGGGUUCGUGUGAACCUGGCAUUUUGCAAGGACUAUCACUGUUUCACUCAUUAAUGUUUUGUCACCUGUCAAUUCUGCCGUGUUUUAAUGGCUGAUAUUUCCUGAAAUGUAUCUUGCAAAGAACUUAAGUUUGCUUAGGUUACUCAGAUAUAUACCGCGACGCCUUCUCUGUAGAUUCUGUGCUUAAAUAGAGAGCUUAAGCAAAUGCGUUUUGGGCGACGUACGCCAACCGGAACGGAGUCCUUCUCCCCGGAAGUGAGUCCGGAAGUGAGUCCUUUUCUCCGGAAGUGAGUGCGGAAGUGAGUCUUUUUCCCCGGAAGUGAGUUCGGAGGUGAGUCCUUUUUCCCGGAAGCGAGUCCGGAAGUGAGUCCGGAAGUGAGUCCUUUUAAUAUGCCUUGACGCUACCAAAUUUGUAUUGCUAAGGUGAUGUUACACGAAACGACUCGCAACGACGAUUUUUAGCGCAACACAGCGUUGUGACAUUGUUUCGAAUGGUUGCAACAUUGUUCCAACAUUGCAGCGUUGCGUUGUGCUAAAAAUUGUUGUUGCGAAUCGUCCUGUGUAACAUCAUCUUUAGUGUCUUAACUCUUAUAGAGACGUUAUACCCAAACAUUUGGGCCAAACCACCGCCCAAGAAUACAAAAAACCCACUUACUUGCGUCGCUCAAAAACAGCGUUGCGUAGGUUCUCUUUUGAGUUAAAUGACGGGUGGCGUUUAAUUUGAUUACUAACUAGGUUGACGGUUGUCAUAUUUUAGGUGCUGAGUGUGUGCCUAGCCCUUUGUCCCAAUGCUUUGGAUGCUCUUACCAAAGACAAGUCAUGGCAGUGUUUUAUCAUUGAUCUUCUUAUCUUGUGUCAGAGCAGGUACUAUGAUCAGGGUCGACUCAACCCCUCAAUGUCUGCCCUCAAUGCUAGACUUCGGGCCUGUUUACAUGGAGGUGGGGGACCUCAGGUAUGUGAGCUUACCCGCGUAACCCGCCUGUUCAUAUAAUCUCUCAUUUUAAUGUGAUCGCGUUUACAUGAUAGGAGGGGUGACCAUAUGAGAGAUUACGUAUAUGGAAAGGCUGGUUACACCAACUUAGCGGGUCACCUCACCUACCUGGGGUCCUCCACCUCCUUGUAAACAGUCCCUAUGUUAUUGAGACACCACACGUAGUUGUAUCUUUUUAGCCUGCGAGCAAGCAAUCCAUUUGGGGAACAUUGUGAGAAGUAAGCCAGUGACACGCAAGAGGAGACGUGAGAGAACGGCCUCUCUCGCUCGUUCUCGCGCGGCUCGCCGAAAUGGAGAGCCUACUUGCUGAUAAGCAGGCCAGUAUCCUUGAAGGUCCAUUCACAGCAGUAAACUUAAUGUAUUGACAAUUCAUAGGGGGCAAACGUCCUCAUGCCUGCUGUUGUUGCAGCGACAGGUUGCAUGGAUCAUGAAAAGAAAUAUCAAUCCGUUCGGUUUGUUUUGAUGUUGUAGUGAAGAUAAAUCACACUAAACAAUACAUACGUUGCGCAGCUAAGAUGUGGGUGUGAUCGGACAAAAUCACACCAGAUUGAAUGCAGGAGUACCGCGAUUCGUUUGCUCAGCCAAAUUUUGUACCCACGACAGCUGUUUCGGAUGUACAGCUGAAUACGCCACUGUAGGUGAUCUGUGUCUUUGACCGAUCCCCACAACAGAUUGCUUGUAACACGUUGCCUACAGUGGAGUUCAAAAGUGUUGGGACCUCUUUGUGAAUAAUAAACUCAGGGCUUCAUUUCAAACAAAUGUCUCCCAUGCAUUUUACCAAACAUUACAGACAUCAAAAAUGAAUGUGAAAACGAAAUAAUCAUCUUGUCACGAGCGUGGGACGAAGAAAAAAUCUGAGUUCCCGACAAGAUUCGAACCUACGACCUCCCAAACCCCGGGCGGGCGCUCUAUCCACUUGAGCUACGCAACCCUCCAAGUUAAAGUUUUUUCUCGGUCACCAUUUGGCAACCAACUCUUUUGGUUUAGGCAGACUUUUUUUACAAAUCAAGUCGCCAGCUGCAAAAUUUUAGGCGCCAUGGCGACUAAAAUGGUCGCAACUUGGAGGGUUGCUACAGAGAAUUCAUGGAGAGCGAGGCCAUAUACUAGGUUCAUAUUUGACACGCGUCCUGCAUACUGCUAGGAUCAGCAAUGUCGAUGUCGCUCUGCGUGGUGAAAGAAAUGAAAGAUGGUAAAUUUUAAGCUCGGUGAAACAAAAUGAACCUUUGAAAAACUGUUUGUGAGGCUAACAAGUUUUCAAAAAGUGACAUUUCAAUCCGUUUCAAUCUUCUUUAAGUUUGUCCAUCCGUGUUUCUUUUUAUAUUUGCUGUGUUUCGUGAUACAGCUCAUUUAAGUUCUAAACUGAUAGUACCAGAACGGGAUGUUAUAUUGAAAAAGUUUGAGUCGUCUUUACUUUUCUUUUCUUCUUUUCAGAGCAAUUCGAUUCAGCACAGCAGAACAGUUCUUCCUUGUGGCUACAAGAUGUUCCCAAGGGCAUAGACCUCUUGUCUUUUUUAUUACACUUCUUUUCACUGUGCUUCUGGUAAGUCUCUGGAAUAUGCAGUUGGGGCUUGUUUCAGUUCGACAACAAUUUAACAAAAUAUUACAGAUACUGAUUUAAAAUAGAAUCACGUUUUUGGUCAGUAACUAGAGAGGUUAACGUCAAACGCGAAUUUUUACCACGCGGCCCUCCUUACUUGUCGUUUACUGUUCAUUAUAUCUACACCUAAAUACGUAGUUUCACGCAAUGUUUUAUCCAGAAGAAUUGUUUUGAGCUGUUUUUAUGUGCUCAUUUUCUAUUCUGAGAAAUUCUCAACUUGAAUCUAACGAUUGCCGUAUACGCGAAGCUUAAACCCUCUACUGACUUUAAAAAUCAAUUUGUACCACGUGACCGAGUUUUCCCUUCAACUUCAUCACAUCUAUCCAUUAGAGUUAAAUGGUGUUUGAAGCCUCGUCAACAGUACUUUUGCAUGGCACUACUCGUUUUUCUGUAUUUCACAAAAUGAAAUUCAAAAUUUUUUCCUCCAAUUUUCAUAUACGCCACUUCCACAUUUCCCAUAAUGCACCUUAUUUGCCCCCCCCCCCCCCCCAAAUUUUGCAUAACCUUUGCUUUUCAUUUCUCCUGGGUAUUACAGCCGUCCUAAGAGAGACUGAAAUCAAUGCUUAUGCCAAAUUUUGAGGGGCAAAUGGAAAGGUGGAAGUGGCGUAUUAGCCACUGGCAGCUUUAGUAGAAGCCCAAGGCCUUGUGGUUGAUGUUCAUUCAUUCAUUCAUUCAUUCAUUCAUUCAUUCAUUCAUUCAUUCAUUCAUUCAUUCAUUCAUUCAUUCAUUCAUUCAUUCAUUCAUUCAUUCAUUCAAGCAAGCAAGCAAGCAAGCAAGCAAUCAUUCAUUCACCACAUAAAAAUACAUAUACAAUACACAAGAAAUUUUUAAUAUGUUAAAGCUGAUAGGCUAUUCUGAACAAAUUAUUUUACAAAUGAUCAAAGUGGUAAUAACAAGGAAGCCAAGAAAAAAAACAACGCCAGGGGCUUAUGAACUAUAGUCUUCCUGACUUGUUUUCCAGUACACACACGGUGUACAAACUUAAAGCAGGUCUAAAGGUGGUUGUGGCGUGUUGUUGUAUUAAUUACUCAUACUUUUUUUUUUUUGGCAGAACUCCAUAAAGGAUCACGCUGGUUCCUCCUACGAGUACUUCAGCUUAUUUUGCAAGUGAGUUACAUGCAGUGUUUCUGGUUUGCACGUGACGUCACGGCGGCCAUAUUGGUGGUGAAGAACAAAAGCAUUUCACUUCGCUGGGAACUAUACUCUAUUUUCAUGUACAUGCUUCGAGAAAAAUAAAUUCUGUUUUAUUGACCGCCAACAUGGCCGCCUUGUCAACCAAGAAUUACAAUUAUCACAUUCAUCUUCGGUGAUUCGGGAAGUGCAUUUUCAGUAAAUCCCCCUCAUGAGUGAUCAUAUUACGGUGUUAAAAAAGUUGAAUAUGGAGUCCCAGUUUCCUCUCUUCGAGUAGGUCCGAAAAGGAAUGGUGUUGAUGACACUGAGGGACACUACUAACCCCACCAACCGUGCGCUCAGUUCUCAUUUCUGCCGCAUUAACAAGCUUUACUUCAAAAAUCAAUCUUUGCUGUUUGUUGCAUGUAUUACUCUUGUUGUAACGAGGCUAUUCAAAUGGAAUCUCUUCAGCGAUAAUUUUACAUGGUCAUAUUUAUUUAGUACCUGUAGUUUCUACUUUUGAUUCUGUAGUGUAAGUAUUCAAACUAAACCUUUUUAGCAGUACGUUCACGUUACUAUUUAUUUAAUUUGAAGUGAUCAGUUUAAACUUUUGAUUCUGUAGAUGAACUCCUGUGGUGUUACCGUUGAAAGCUCUCCUCUCGAAUGAUACUAUUAGCUUGUAAAAGUACUUUGUAAAAAUUAAGUAUGUGACUGUUUUUUUUUUUUUCUUUCAUCUUUGGCACUUUGAGAGUUUCAGGCUCACCGUAUGGGCUUCUUUUUAUACAGGUUAUUAGCUCACGCUUACAUGACGCAUUGUCCGUUACCCACGGCAGAAAAAAUGCUUAAUACUGAAAUUGGAUGGCUGAAAAAGACAAAGGUGGGUCGCACUUAAGGCAGCCUCCCGUGCAGGCGUUCUGAGGGCUUCGUCACAUGUUCUUCCCCCAAGCUGUAUUUAGGGGCCCAUUGGCGGAUCAGCAACGAUCCCCUCGGGGGGGGGGGGGGGGGGGGGGGGGGGGGGUCUCUCCCACAUUUUUGGUGUUUGUGUGUGACUUUGGGGUGGAAAAAACUCACCGUUUUUAGAAAAAAAAAAACCAAAAAUCAAACACCAGGGGGGGGGGGGGGGGAAGGGUAGGGUUGGUACUCGUCCAAUAUUUGGGUAUUGAUGAGUCACUUAGGGUUUGAAAAACUGACCCUGUUUAGGACAAAAAAAAUCCUAAACUACAUACCCUGUUUAGGAUCAUACCCUCAAUUUUGUUACCCUGUUACAGCAGGGUUCUCAUUAAGUGCCGUCAACCGGCUAAAAAACCGGCUACUUUGAGGUUUGAGCCCUGUACGUUUUGGGGAAAAGGGGUAAAAUAGGGAAUGAAAGCCUGAAAUUGCCUACAAUACUCGAUUGCUAAGCUUCCUAAUUUUACACUCUAGCUGCCUACUUUAAAACUUAAUGAGAACCCUGGGCUGUUUAUGACAAAGGCCAAAUUGUACGCCGUCCUGUUUUGAAGCCUUGUAUAACAUUUAUUUAUUUAUUUAUAGUUAUUGCCUUUGUAUACUUGGAGUACAGUCAGAUUUCAUCAAGAAAAUCAAAUCAAUCGAGCAGGCAAUACCUUGUUUAUAAUUAGGACAGACUCUCACAAAAUUAUAUACCCUGUUCAGGACAGACUCGCGCGAAAUUAUUUGCCCUGGUAAGGAUAGAGAGGUCAAAAACCAUACCAUGUCCAGCGGCACCUCACCGUGUAGGCCAUAUAUAACGAAGUACAUCCCCGGGCACCCCAUCACAGUUUAGACAGUGGAUUUUGGAAACGUUUUCUGAAAGACAUUGCCGUUGUAAUGGAUAAUAUGGCAGCGCGAACACGCGUUUUAACUGACGUUUUCGUAGUCGUCGCAGUCGUUUUUCUUAAGCUUCUUAUUUUUUGGCUCGUCACGCAGUCCUCGUCUCCGGGACAAUCCAAUAGUUGAUUUUACGGAGGAAGCUAUUGAUAUCGGAUGUUUUUGUCUGUACUAAUGCAAUGAUAUUGGUUUCAGGAACUUGUUUUGUCCCACGAGGAAGGACGUUCUCCUGUUGAUGACGCUCUUUUGGAGGGUCAUUUAGGAGUCACUAGAGAACUUCUUCUCUUCCAGCCUGCUCCGAAGAAGUACGCUAUUGGCUCACAAAAGGAUGGUUAUAAUCUCAUUAAGGUAAAUAUUACUUGCAUUUGCUUACACUGAGAGGUGAUUAGUUUAUUUCAGUGUCAUCUCAUGUUGUGAUUCGCAAUAUUUAUAGAAACCUAUUGAUUCUAAGACGAGGACGAGAUUUUCUUAAUACUAAAUAAGGCGCGUGGGUGAACCAGCGUCAUUAGGGAACUUAAGCACCAGACAUGCUUGUCACGCAAGGUUUUGGUGUCGUCUUUCCGCUCCUGUCCUGUUGCGUAAGCUCAUUUUGACAGGAAAACGCAGUAGCCGUGGUCAUUCUACCCCGGGUUUAGCUAAAACGUCGUAGUGGCGGAAACAAGUUUUUUUUUAAAUUUAUUUUUUUAACCUCCUUCAACAAAAAUAGCAAUGCAAAAAGUACAAUGAAGCUUUCUAUGGUAUAUAUUUAUAGAGAAUAGGCGAAAAAACGUCAAGUUUUAUAAAUCUGGUCCUCUUCCUCGAAUCUAACGGUCUCUAACUAGUUUAGAGACUGCUUUAUGAAUCAUAAACAAAACAACGUUAUCUUCUGCACCGAUUAAACAGUGUGGAAAAACAAAUGGCAUCAUGCAGGAAUAAUGCCCAAUUUAAAAAGGUUUCUUUUAAAUGAGCAACCAUGGACGUGAAAAGUUAAAACUGUGAUUUGGACAUGUAAAAAAUUGUCGUAGGGAGAAGUAAAAAAAUAUUAUCUUGUUUACUUGGCGCUGAUGUUGAGCUUAAAGUAAAACCAGUGUUUUGUAAUUUUUUUUUUCAGGAUCUUGUGGAGGAUUUUGUUUUUCCUGCUUCCAAACUUAUUGUUGAAGCCAGGAACGGCAGUGGUACGUGUGGCCCGUUAAAAACUUUUUAUGUAUAGUUCAAAUUAUUAUUAUUAUUUUUUUACUUUUGAAUGUAAUUUGGAAAGCGAGGAAAACGUGAAUAUAGUAGUGAUAAAGUAACAGUUCAAAGACCACAAAUGGGUUCAAUAAUUCCAACCUACUGGUGUUAGUGUUGUUUUUGUCUAUUCGUUCAAGUAUUAUUGGGGGAGGCAAAUCACAGCAAUAGUUCAAAAGAGCACCACAGUUGCUUAAAGUUGUAGGUGAUUAUUUCGAUCAUACAUCUGGGGCUUUCAGGGCUCGGAGAGGUCAUGGAAAACCUGGAAAGUCGAGAAAGUUUAAGAAUUUCAUUUUCCAGGCGUGGAAAGUCAUGGAAUUUAAUUGUCGGUCAUGGAAAGUCAUUAAAAAUUAAUUGAAUUUAAGUUUAAUAGAUCAGUUACUGCAAAUGUCAAAGCAAGGACGUGUAAUUUUAAAGAAAUGCAAUUUAUAGUGGUACGAACGGCGCACGUUAUGGUGGACACCAGAGUUUGUCUGUCGAACUGAUUUCGGUGUUAAAAAAAAAAAAAAAACGAAAAAAAAAAAAAACAAGAAUAGUUUUGCAGAGUUUCGAAAAUUAUCGAAAGUGACAGCUAUAUCUUAAUUCAUAGAAAAGUGGAAAAGGUCAUGGAAAAGUCAUGGAAAGUCACGAAAUUUGAAGAGCACAAAAGAGCGCGUAACCUGUUCAUUCACUGCCUCAAGGCAAUUAAAUCAUUUCAGACACCAUUGGUCUAAAGCAUGUAUAUUGUAUGUAUUUUUGUAUUUUGCCAGAUGAAGUGUGGAGUAAGCGAGUCACACCAAUCUGUUCCACCCCACAAACACUUGUGGCUGCGUUUGAUCUCUUGGUUGCCCUGUGUCGAGGAUGUGUUCAAAACCUUAAAGUCUUGUCCGACAUUCUCUGUGAUUUCUACUACUCUGGUAAAUAAUCACUGCAGUUAGAGAGUAUCUUACAGUGUUUUUCAGCGUUGAAUUAAUAAACAAACUAAACGUUGAUGUUAAACAAGUUAAAAUGGUAAAAUUUUUACUAUCUGAGAGUUUUUAGCAUUUUUGAAAAUUGUUUUUCUUUGGCAGUCGUUUACUUUUUUUUUCAGUCUUAGAUUUAUUGCUGCACCUUUUUUGUGACAGUUUAUUUGCGGGCGACAAGAGCAGCCCGCAAUAUUAAUCUUAAGGUGAUGUUACAUUUGCAACGACUAUUAUUAGUGCAACACAGCGCUCCAACAUUGUUGCGACAUUGUUUCAAAUGGUUGCAACACUUUUCCAACAUUGCAACGUUGUGUUCCGUGUAACAUCACCUUUUGAAUGGAAUGCAUAGAACACAGUCUGUAUUCUGUAACUCGUGAUCCGAUCACGCGCGUUUUGACAUCGGCUAUCUUAUGCAAAACGUCAGCACUGGAGCAAGAGCGUUUUGACUUUCGAUUAGAGGCCUGAAACUCGCCCGUACCCCCUAACCUUUUGUUAUUACCAGUUCACUAAGAUCAAUAUCUAUUCUCUAUUCUGGCUUUAAUGGUUCAUCUUUUUUGCCUUUCACGUCAGGUGAGGAUGCCGUCUUGAACGAGUGGGAACAUCUUCCCCCUAUCGGACCACGCCCAUAUAAAGGAUAUGUGGGACUCAAGAAUGCCGGGGCUACGUGUUACAUGAACUCAGUUAUUCAGCAGGUAGGUAUAUUAAGACUCUCUAAGUCAAGUGCAAACACGUUUUGUUAUCAGGGGAGCAUCAUGAGAAUCUUCCCAAUAACGUGUAAACUACGUUUGAAUUUAUGCUCGGUGAGGCAGAAGAUGGCCUUAAACAACAAAAGAACUUAAAGGCAUUGCUUCAUUCUUCAAGGUGUAAUCAAACCAUGUUCAAUAAUUUUCAUGUAAUUGUGUCCAAUAAAUUGGUGAUAGAACAUAGGUGGAGAGAGGGCGAUGCAAGAAGCCCACAAAAUUGGUUAUACGAUUGUGAGCGAGGGUGAUGUUUCUUCAGUUAGUGACACAAGUGACUCGGAAAAAAUCCCACGUCUCCUAACAGGAGUGGAGCUAGGACCUGUACCACUUCUACUUAAAUACUCUUUAACGUUUUCGUAUCCAAAAGAGAUAAAUAGUGCAAUGAGAAGAAAACGUUUUGGGCCAAAGUAAACUACUAGGUAGCUCGAAUAAUUGUGCUUACCCCAUAUAGCCCUUUUUAUACUUGGGCUCACAGCCAUCUUGGCUCUCUCCUUGUUAACCCUUUGAACCCUGAUAUCCACAUACAAAUUCUCCAAACUGAUCUCCAUAGAUUUCCUUAAAGAAAUAGUUGAGAGAAUUUGAUAAAAGAUCAAAGCAUUUUCCCUGAGGUGAUCAUUUUUUAAAAUCUCAUAACUUUUUCUUUUGAUAAUGUAUUGAUGUUGUGAGGAGAAAGUUGAUGUUGGUCAAUCUUGGGACUUAAAGGGUUAAGUGUUCUACUCCCCGUUCCAGUUGUUUAUGAUACCUGAACUGCGCGAGGGCGUGCUGGAGGUGGACGGAGCUGCAACAAAAGAAGACGAAGAUGGAGUCGAUGUGGAAGAGAAAUCGGAGAGCGAGAACACUAUCGACACUGGGUAUCAGUCGGAGGACAGUCGGGAGAAUGACAAAGAAAUCGAGGUAAAAGACCAAGAGGAGAAGUUAAAGAGAUAUCAAGUCAGCGUGCUAAAUCAGAUUCAGUUUAUCUUUGGACACCUUGCCCAGAGCCAGUUACAGUUCCACGUUCCCCAAGGAUUUUGGAAAACUUUCAAGUGAGUUUUAUGCGUAAUUUGAUUUUGUAAAAUGGUGGAAGGCAAACCGUCUCACAAUGCUUUAAUUAUAAAAAAAAUCUCUUAAUCGGGGUUAGGAAUGCUAUCCACAUACACAACGUCAGUACUGCUCAGUAGUUCUUGGUCGGUACGAUUUUAAAAUGACUAGAAGAGAUUCUUUACGAUCUCGUCGGGUUUUUGACGAUGAAGCGUUAAGAACUUAAGGAGUUGCUAACCAAGUUGUGCUCUUGCCUUUGGACAGACUCUGGGGUGAGCCUGUAAAUUUACGCGAACAACACGAUGCCUUGGAGUUUUUCAACAACUUGCUUGACAACUUAGACGAAGGCCUAAAGGCGUUAAGCAGCAAACCACUGUUCUCUGACAUACUGGGUGGAAGCUUUGCUGAUCAGAAGAUCUGUAAAGGAUGUCCGCAUAGGUAUGAAUACCCUUUCUAUUGCUAUGUUACUGGUGAGGACAGUAAUGCCGUAUUCAGUCCUCUCAUCCCAUUCGCAACUACGGAAACGAGGAGGGAACUGGAGCCGAAAUACGUCCCGCAAUUGUUUCUGGGAUCGUUACUAGGAACGCGUUGUCCCUAGUAACAGUCCCAGAAGUCUUUGCGAACGUUAGCUCGAUCCAGUUCUCUUCUCGUUCUUGAGUGGCGAAUUGAGACUUAGUCUUCCAUUACUUCUGGGAACUCACUGAAUUCAAGAAAGCAAGGAUCCAACACCUCUGCUGCCUGGUCAUCAAAAUUAGCUUGCGAUCAGUUGUGAAGUCCAAACUCGAAUUGCCUGUGAAGUGACGUCAUCUUUUUCAUUGUACUCAGUCCACUCUCUCUUAACGUGCGCCCAGUGUUGGUCCUUGUUGUUCUUCAGUAGUCUUUUGUUGCUAGUGAACUUACGCAACUGGACGGAAGAGGAAAGAAGACGGCAAACCUUGUGUGACAAGCGUGACAAUAAUUUUGUUUGGAAUAAAUUUUCACCAAACUUUACUUUCCUUUAGACAGAUCUUUUUGUGAAAGACCAGAAAACAGUAAUGUUAAGUGAAGGUCACGGGAUUUAGCAACAGAACGGGAACGUCAUUUGACGGUGGGAAAGCGCGAGGAAAGGACUAAACUCGACUUCCAGUGCCCAGUUUGUCGCUCUGCCAUCGGUCAAGCCAGUUGUUUGAUUUGUGGACGCCGUCGUCAACUGACGUUCCCGUUCUGUUGCUAAAUCAGCCUGUGUCUGUAAGGUGGAUACCUUUUGUACACGGAUAUUUGGUGCUGGCCCCAAAGGCGUCCGUCUCAGAGAGAGCUUUUUGUGUCGUUCUUCAGUGAAAACUGGGUUAAUCUAAAUUAUAUUAUUUGUGUUGUUUGCCGAUGCAGGUAUUCUCGCGAGGCUCCAUUCAUUGCACUGAACGUGGACAUACGCAAUCAUCACAGCUUAGUGGACUCGUUGGAGCAGUUUGUCAAGGGUGACUUACUUGAAGGCGCCAACGCAUAUCAUUGUGAAAAGUGUGACAAGAAGGUACCUUAAUGUUGUAUUCCAGCAAAUUCCUUGUUUUAAAGUUAGAAUUCAGUCGCAUGCUCGCAUAAUGUACACUGUUAUUAUUGUUAACCCUAACGGAAGUAACCUAGCUGAUUCUUAUUUAUUUCUAUAUUUGGAUAUUAUUUUUAUUGCUUUUUCAGGUUGAUACAGUGAAGAGAAUGUGCAUAAAGAAGCUUCCUAGAGUGUUGGCUAUUCAGCUCAAGCGCUUUGACUACGACUGGGAAAGGUAACCCUUUAUUUUUUAAUUUAAUUUAAUUUUUUUUAUUUUCUUCGCCAAAAAAACAAACAAACAAACAAACAGAAAGAACGUUGGCAGGGACACCGCAACAGCUGUGGCAAAUUAUAGCGGGCCCGGAAUUCCUUUAGUUUCUUUCUGGAGACAAAUUUUGAGAGUCCUGUGCUCGCAAGCUCUUAAUUUACCCCCCAAACUGCAUCAAAAGUACUUCAAAGUAUGCGGAACGUAUCCGCACCACGUUUGAUUCAUUCUCUCAAGGUGGUGUUUUACGGGACGAUUCGCAACGACGAUUUUUAGCGCAACACAGCGUUGCUAUGUUCGAACAAUGCUGUAACUUUUCAAAACAAUGUCGCAACAAUGUUACAAUGCCGUGUCGCGGCUAAAAUCGUCGCGGCGAUUCCUCUGUUAAAGUAUGCGGUUGAGUUGGUAUUGAAACCUUUUGAAAUUAGCAACACUGGACAAAAACUGCAUUAACAAAACUGAGGUUUUUUCAAGAAAUUACGCUUUAUGGUGCAAGAGGCUUGUACGGUUGUUUCUGUCUGGCGUUGCAUGACAAAGUAUUUAUUCAGCGGUAUACAUGCACAGCUCAGGUAAGCACUGAAUGAAGGAAUACCAUCCUCAUUCUUUUGUCUUUCAGGGAGUGUGCGGUUAAAUUCAAUGACUACUUUGAGUUUCCCCGUGACAUUGACAUGGAACCGUUUACAGAACUUGGAUUAGCCAAGCUUCAAGGUAAGUCAUUAGUCUGAAAUGUCAGUUGUCCCUUCGGAAGGCUAAUACAGAAUAUCAAAAUCUCUGUUUUCAAAAAUAUACAGAUACUUGUGGACGGGGUCUUAUUCUUACAAGUUGCUGUCUUAAAAUAUAACUUUUGUUCAAGGUGAAAUGACAGAGGACACCAUUGAAUAUGUAUCUGAGGAAGACAAGAAGAUUAAAGAAGUGAAAAGCACAAAGUUCCGCUUGGUGGGCAUCUUAGUUCACAGUGGACAAGCGAGUGGGGGACACUAUUAUUCUUACGUUCUUCAGAGGUACUAGUCAUCAGAGAGCUUUAGAUUCUAAGACAAGUACGACUACAAGAACGAGAUUUUUUCAAUAGACUACUAGGUAGUGCACGCGCGCGAACCAACGUAAUUUUGGCAGGAAAAUGUGGUAGCCGUUGUCUGUCUACUACGAGUUUUAGCGAGAAUAGAGACUUUCAGAUUCUAAGACGAGUACGACAACGAGUGUCAGAUCUGACGUAAAGCUUUUUCGCGUAUUCUCAAAAUAUAGACUCCCUGGAAAGCUUCAUUUUACCAUUUUUCACCAGAAACGUUAGCACUGUUACCUUUAGUGAAGGAGGUUACACCCUCUCCCGAUCGCAAAAUGAUAGAACUUGCAACAUUUGAUGACUUGUUUCCGCCACUUCGAUAUUCUCGCUUAAACUCUUAGAAGAAUGACGACGGCUAUGACGUUCCCCUUCCCCCCCAAAAAUGACGCUAGUUCACGCGUGAGCAAUACUCAGUAUUGAGAAAAUCGCGUACCCGUAGUCGAGUGACAUUCGUCAACUUGCGUGACAUCGACUUCCGUGACAAGAGGCAGGGAAUAGAGAUAGGCAAUCCCUUGUCACUUUAUACCAGAAACACAUAGCCUGCCUUACACUCGUUAUUAUAUUUUGAUAGUCAAUUUUUUGUUCUUUUUGUUGUUGUUGUUUAGAGUGUGUCCCGACUUGGCCCCUAAAUGGUUCAAGUUUGAUGACGGCGAGGUCUCAGAAUGCAAAAUGGAUGACGAUGAGGUACUUGUGACUUGCUGAUGUAGUUAUUCAUUUAGUUAUUCAUUCAUUUGUGAUUUCCUCUCUUUCUUUUCUGUUCGUGAGUUAUUCUUUUGCGUCGCAGUGUUUCUUUUGGUAGCUGAUGGUGUUUUUAAUUGAUUAACAGGAGUUGAAGACUCAGUGUUUUGGUGGGGAGUACAUGGGAGAAGUGUUUGACCACAUGCUAAAAAGGUGCGCCCAAUCCUCGAUGUGCUGCUGUGACCAUUCCAUAAUGUUAAAAUCGCUCUGAUCAGAUCAGUGAAUUAACUCUCCAUUCUAACUCAAGAAAACUAGAAAUUCAGGGCUCUCGGUGCAACAUUGCCUGCCUGCAAAUGCGAGCAUCUUUUUUUUUAAUCCGCGUGGCUGCACGCUGCUACAUUUAAUGCAGCAAAUCUUGUUGUAGAGAUGCGAUGCGAAAUGUCGCACGUGAAUGAAAGUUUUAGGCGCGACCUUUCAUUUAUCGUAUUUAAUUUGUUUACGCAGGUAAAAAUAACGCGACACUGGAAAACCACGUUAUUUCAUUUUCAAAAUGGCGGGUCCUAAGGAAACCGUGCUUACAGAUUAAGGUUUAACAAACUCAAACGGUUUGGGACGAAUGUUUUUUCAUCAGUGAGAAUACAAAAUUAGACAAAGGUUAUUUACCUGUGGGAUCAUUGUGAUUCUCCUAGUAUCAUUUGGUAGCACACAGGGAUUUAAAUAGCAUUUCUCCUCUCUUUGCUCCGGUCCGCCUUAUUUUAUCUUUUUGUUUCAUGCCAUAGCCAAUGUCACUUACUCAUUGUCUUUGUCAGGAUGUCCUAUAGAAGGCAGAAGAGAUGGUGGAACGCUUACAUGCUCUUUUACGAACGUCUUGAUGUCAUGGACACAAACAGAAGAGUUGAUGUGGACAGAAGUAAGUUGCUUGCCGUUUGUAAAACAGAAAGAGAUUUUGUAAGCGGCACAAAACAGCUCUACUUCUAAAACGCAUUAAAAAUUCAAAAGCCAGUGAAAGAGGAAAUCAUGGCGAAUUUUUAGGAAUUUUUGUUGUGUAACCACCGUGCUAUACUGUUUUUUAUCAAGGAAAUAACCAAAUGUUUAUUUUUUUUCUUGUUCAGACUGCAAAAUGCCUGCGGUGAUUGAGAGAGCAGUUCGUAAACAAAACGUUCACUUUCUCCACAAUCGAAUUCAGUACAGUGUGGAAUUCUUCCAGUUCAUGAGAAAGCUGGCUACUGCUAAUGCUGGAUUAGAAAAUUCGGUACGUGAAGACUUGUGUUGCUUUAGCUAUUGCUUCUUAGAAGGCGAAGCUAAUAGUUGACUUAUAGAACAAACGAAUUUGUGUUUUCUGCACCGGCUCAGUCCGAAUACAUGUACACCGCCGCGGUAGAAUCCCUCCUUUCCCCCUGUUUUCCUGCAAAUCCGGGUAUGUGUCAUCACUUAACUUAUAGAAUCUAGACGCUGAGCAAUGUGUUUCUUAUUCCUGCUUAACGGCAAUUCCAAACAUCCUUUUAACCGUUUAUAAGCCCAACCGGAUAUAAGCCCCUUCUUUUAUAAGCAAACCCAAGACCCCUUACGAAGUUGUAAAACCCUAGCGUUACGACGGAAAUUUCAUUAUAUUUAUUUGGUAGAUAAAAGUAAAAGUGUGGACGCAAUCCGAUUGAAGCUUAACUGUAAUGGAUUCGUUUACUUACAGGCUGAAAUAGAGCAGUUGUCUAUGAUCAGCAUUCAGCUAGUUUCCAAGUUUCUUUUCACGACUGGGUUCCGCACGAAGAAAACCGUCAGGUAAUGACUUAAUAGAGACCUUUAGAUUCGAGGGCGAGAGCGACCUGACUAGUACGAGAUUUGAUUUGAAGUUUUUUACGCGUAUUCUUCAAUAAAUAGACACGCCGGAACUGGCUUCAUUGUACUUUUUCACUAGAAAAGUUAGCGCUUUAUUGAAGGGGGUAAAGCCCUCUCUCGAUCUCAAAAUGAUAAAACUUCUAACAUUUGAUAACUCGCUUCCGCCACUACGACAUUCUAACUAAAACUCUCAAUAAAAUGAGGAAAACCAUCACAAUUUUCCGCCAAAAUGACGCUGGUUCACGCGCGUGCAAUACUCAGUAUUGAGAAAAUCUCGUACACGUAGUCGUCCUCGUCUUAGAAUCUAAAGGUCUAAUACAACUAUGCUUGUUUAAAGUGGCGUUCUGUGGUAUGGUGUAUGGCUGCACAUCCUUCGUACCACUGGCUCUGAAUUAGACGGACAAGUACUGAAAAUUGAAUUAUAUGCCUUUUGCUAUUAAGCAAUUCUUCGUGGAAAAACUAAGCUACGAGCUGAGCUUUUUCCUGUCGGAUUCCAAACCCGAUGUCAUAGCUGGGAAACAUUCCAGCAGCACUCCACUGAUGACACGCCCAAAACGUUUGGAAAUUCGCCGCAAAAUGGGCAGUUUUAUACAGACUGUAUCUUAUUUGCUAUAUUCAGUCUCUGGUGCGACGCAUACGUAACGGUCCAUAUUGAAAUGCUUGAAGAAGCCUAGCUAGUGUUAUUUCCACGGUCUAGUAGCUAAUCUCAGCGCGUAAACUACACAAUCGCUUGAUUUGAGGUUUCAACAGUAAAUUCAAACCUGUGUUAAAUAAGGCAAACUGUCUGAUGGAAAUAGAUUGACAAUUAAAUAUAGGUGAAUAAGCUCGGCAAGACUUGUUAAAAGGGAAACGCUACAAUUAAGUAGAGGUAUCCGCCUAAUUGAUUUCGAGACUUUAGGAAGUGACCACUCGAUGAAGGAUGACAGCUGCCUUAUUACAGAUUUGACUGUAUGUUGUACUCCUUACAGAGGUCCUGCUGGUGAGUGGCAUGAUGCCGUGUGUAUGUUACUCAGACAAGGCAAAGCAGUGAGGGAAUGGUUCGCUAAGUAUAUGCUGUUCUCCUAUCCUGACCGCUUCUCAGAGUAUUUGCUAGAGUGCCCCAGUGGAGAGGUGAGAUAACAUAUAACGUAACAGUGAACCCUACAUUACUCUCUUGACUGGACACCCUCAGGGAGAAAUUUAGGCUUAUGCCUUCUGUCAUGCUCGUAAACAUCAACCCUUUUAGCCCCAAUACCCACAUACAAAUUCUCCAAACAGAUCUCCAGACGUUUCCUUUAAGAAUUACUUGAGGGAAUUUAAUGAAAGAUCAAGGCAUUUUCUCUUUGGUGAUCAUUUUAUUAAUUCUCACAACCUCAUCUAUUGACAGUGUAUGGUCAUCGUUAGGAGAAAAUUGAUGUUGGUCACCAUUGGGACUUAAAGGGUUAAAAGUAGUACUUUAUUCUAAGAUAAGGACUUUUCACGUGGCAAAAACUAAAAUUCGAAAAAUAAGUUUUCUCUUUACCUACGUGACAAGUUUCCUCUUUUCUUGAUACGUACUUCAUACGAGAUAUCAUAUUUUCACCUAAAGAUAUAUUUAUUCAUAUUUUUUUUCUCUCCGGAUUGUUAAAUUUUAUUCUGGUGAUAUUCUCAUGUUGUAGGUACGAAGUGCUUUUGCCAAAACUCUGGUGUUCUUAGCGCACUUUUCCCGUCAAGAUGGACCGUGUUCUCCUUACCCAGAGAGUAUUAGACACGAGACUGGUACGUUCACUUGGUUUUUGAUCACAUUGUUGGUUAGGAUAGUAUAUGUGGCACGUUGUGCACUUGUGUGUUUGCGUAGCAGAUGACCCGUGAUGUCGAGUACGAGUGGGAAGGACUUCACUUCUCCGAUGCUCUUUGCCUUUUUUGUACUUUGCGGCGUAAUGCUUGUAAUUGGUGCGUUUUCAUUUCCAUAAUCAUCAUAAAGGAAAACUCUUUAGUCACACAGAGGCUAAAGCUCGGUCGUCAGUAGCCAGACAAUUUUAAGAUGGUAUCGAUGGUCCGCGUCGCGUUAGAGGCGUAUCUCGAUCGCCUGAACAUAUUUGGGGACGUCUUAGCGCAAUAUUUAUUUAAGGUCGCAACUUUGUUAUCAGAGUCUUUCGGACGAAAAAAAAGAGAGACCCCUGGUAACAAGGUUCAUGAGAUGCAGGUUGAUAAGCACAAUUGACAAAAAUUGGUCAUCAUCACGACAUCUCUUUUUCUUCUCUCUGCUGGGCUUACUCUUUGAAGCCACAAAUUAGCUGCGCCCAAAGUUUACACUUCGCUUUGCUUGCAAAUAUCAUCUUUUACUUAUGUCAAUGCAAAUGGCAACAGUUGAAAAGCUGCUUGAGAUUGCACGUUUGUCGCAAGUAAGACGCAGACGUGAGCGGUAGUUUGGGUUUCCCGAACAUGCUACGAACACUCUGAUGUGACAACGCGAAAUUUUGUUUCAACGGUUUUUUGUUUUUGUUCAAAAUUUCCCUACUGUCUGUAGUGAUGCUUUCUUUAUUUGUUUGUUUGGCAGAGCUGGACAACAAAGCAACACUAAGCGACCAUAUCUUAACAGCUGUACUGGGCCUGUUAAAGAAAGAAGUUCCCGAACAUGGCCGCCAUUUACAACAAUACUUUCACUUCUUUCUCAUGUACUCUAUGAUAGGACCUCCUGAGGUAUGUACAAUUCGUCUCAUUGCUCGAUCGUCCCAAUCGCUACUGAAUCGCUGUAGUGGUCUAAAAGGAAACUGGUCGUUUCUAUAUUUACUAAGUCGAUUCGAUACAAGUCGUUUCGAUACGAACUCGAGCAGUGAAACUGCACAAAAUUUUCGAUCACUUCAAGUUAAGUUUGCAGUUGAACCCCCAAAAAAAACAUUUUGGGUGAAUAUUCUUCGUUCUUUAAGCCAAGUUCGUGAAACUAUUUACACCUCGAAGGAAUUAGCCUCUAUCGAAACGGCCGGUAACCGUCUUAAAAAAUGUUUGAGGCGAUAUAGAUGUUCAGCAGGAAGCCACCUUUAGCAAAUACGUUUUUGAGUCACGCACGUGGACAAUGGUUUUGCCCAAAUUUUUGGGCAGAUCGUCUCCGUAAGAGAAAAGACACCUGCCAAUACCAACUCUUUUAGUCAAGGUUUUGUUGAAAAGGGAUCAGGCUUCACUUCCGGUUGACAUGCGUCGCACCAAACCGCCUUUACUUAUUAAAGCCCACUACUAGUUUCCUUUUUAUCCAGGCGAUUGCGAUCGUCCCGGUUUUUCCCCUUCGCAUCACUGCUUACUGUUUUUUAUACUCACGCAUUUUGGAAAGAAUUUUGCGCUUAGCGAUAAAUUUGUCACACGAAGACUGCUCAUGUACCCUGGGUACCAGAGAGCUUUUUUUUUCUCAAGUGCGGCCGGGUGUCUUGUUGUCGGCUGCAGGCCGACAAAUCUUCGGCCCAAGGUCGAAGUCACGAAGUAGUCCCAAGUUCAAAUCUUCGGGACCACGCUUGUAAAUAGCCAACUGGCUCACCUCCGGCCAGUUGGGAUUCUUAACCCGUUUCUGCCUGAUUUAAUUAAUUUGUUUCAGUCAUUUGCUUGGCCCCAUUAGCAUUAGUGCUAUAAAUACUGCCGAGGGUAAAUAACAGAAAUGCAUUUUAUUUUAUUGACUUGGCCGAAACCUGAAACCGCGCAUGAAAAGUUUCUGGGACCCUGAGUAUUGCUCAUGUGGAGCGGCCGUGCUUGAUGAUAAGUAGUACAUUAGUUUUGCUCGAUCAGCUUAUACCUCUUUGCUCGUAUAUUUUUCCCCUGGCAGCGGUUACAGCUUCUUCAGCUCGGUGUUCCCGCCACUUUCAUGCUGGUGGCGCUGGAUGAAGGCCCAGGCCCGCCAAUUCGGUACCAGUACGCUGAACUGGGCAAACUCUACUCGGUCGUGUCUCAGUUGGUCCGCUGCUGUGACGUCUCUUCGAGAAUGCGGUCUUCCUCUCAAGUAAGCUGGGCUUUAUAUAUGCGUUAUUGACUAAGCUUUUUCGUUUAAGAUGGCUGGUUAUUGACCAAGUUGUUUUAUUGCGUUUCCAUGGACCGCAAAAAAAAGCGCAAAAAAGAACGCUUCUUUCUGCAGUGCACUUGUGAAUUUUAAAAAUUCAAGUUAAACGGUGACCUUUACAUUAUUUCCGUUAUUAACAGGGAAGCAAACCAAAACCCAACCCAUUUGGCGAAGGACCUCCUCUCAUGGAGAUACAGCCCCUAGUCGCUGAUAUCUUGUUUAACAAAGCUACGUAAGUUGGCUCUCUUGUAUACUUCUUGGUGGUCCUGUGUCAUGUUAAUUUUGCCAGCGGAACUACGAAAGUUGGUUGUCCUGUAUCGUCACCAAAGCCACACUAAAAACUUGUUAUUCCUGACUUAUGAUGUUCUCUGGGUUGGUAUGCCUGUGACACGCCCGUGUUAUGAUAUUGGAAGCUGCGAAAGUUUGUUUUCCUGUGAUGUAGUUCAGUUUCAUCCUGGAAGUUCGAUUUUUUUCCCCCUUAAUUUUAAUUUUAUUGUCAUCAGUUAACUUAAGUAAAAACAAUACAAAAUAUAUUUAAGUUAAACUUGAAUGAGUGAAAUUUAAUAUUAAUUUUUAAGCGGAAUACGUUGUUUAUCUUUCAAAAUGUGUUACAAGUGCUCUUGACAUAUUACUACCUGUAAGUUGGCAUUGAUAAUGUUAAAUACUGAUGGUGAAAUGGUUACAUAGGUAUUUAAAGAAAGUCAUUGAUGACAGCACUACAUCAGAAGAUACAGUGAAGCUAUUAAGAGUAAGUGACAAAUCUUUUGUGGAGAAUGGUAAAAAUAAUCAGUUCAGUAUUCAGUACUGAAUUUCAGUUCAGUAAUUGCGUUCGACGCCAGGAGAACGCAACUCCUAAUCUUGGAUGGUUCAAGUUGCGGCUCUCGGUCCGACCACGGUCUCGUGCUUUGCAUUUCAUCCUCAAUAUCUCUUGAUAUCAGAACACUGAACCCGCUUUUUCCCAGCAAGUUCUUUUCCGUUCACUUAAAGUUUGAGAUAUCGUCGGGUAUAAAUUGUCCUUUUGGAGAUGUCUUUUAUGGUUAUGUAUGUAUGUCCGUUUAAGUUCCGAAAUGGGGAAUGCAUUCUUAAUUGUACUUGGAUUUAUGUGUUUUAGCUCUAAACAGAUCGUUUAUUUACUAUUUCUUUGCAGUUUUGCUGUUGGGAAAACCCGCACUUUUCCCGCGUGGUGUUGAGUGAGCUUCUGUGGCAGGUAACCUCUUAACUUCUAACUUCUUACACACCAAUGUUUAGUGUAGACGACUUGUUCAAAGUGGCUGCCCAGGCACGGAAAACCUUGAAUGGGAAUACUUUCUUAGGGUUCUUAAUACAGACGUGAGUAGUUUUUACAGACUGUGGAGAUUCUUUUGAGAUAAGUAGUUGUAUUUGUAAAAUACCCGUUGUAUUGCUGAAAAGCUGGUCAAAAAGUUCGGUAUUCGUCAUACCACGCUUUAAUAUUGUAACGUACGGAAAGCAUUCUAUUAACCGACACUAUGGCGCCGCCUACCUCGGGACACAAGAAAUGCAAGCACUUUGAGUUAUUUUAAGUAUUCAAUAAGGCAAAUGGAUCUCUCAAACGUAGUUAAUAAUGAAUGUGGACGUGACCAUUUUCUCUGCAGCUCGUAGACAUAAGUAGUAUUUUAAUAGAAUAAUAUUGGUAUUUUUGAUGUCUUAGAAUUUAUUUAAUAUUUACUGUUAUUAUUUUUGCUUUGUUACUUUGUCCCCAAUUAGUAGGUAUGCUAAAGAAGCUUGACACACAAAUAAAGUCAUUGUUAUUGUCACCAGUACACUCUUUCGAGUGCAAGCAAUGUUUUCUCUUUUUCCCUCUCCUGGUGUGAAAAUGAAGCAGAGGAAGAACUUGGACACAUGAUUAGCAUCUCGUGACUACAAACAGCAAUGUGCCUGGUCUUUAAGCCAUAGCGUUGCAGAAAAAUGUGUGAAAGAUAUCCCUGUUUUCUGUUAAACUCCCUCAUGAUAACGUUGAAUGCGUUGUUGUUAACAAUCUGCAUGACGUGCGUCACAUAUAUGAAUCAAGUGAAUGGCCUUACUUGAGAACGCAGACGUAUUUCCUGUUGUGCCUUCUCGCUACCGAAAAGUUACUUUUCGGUUCGAGAGAGAGAGAGAGAGAGUCAAGAGCAGCAACGACCGGAAAUAUGUCUGUUUUCGCAGGCUAUAAAUGAUCUAGCCUUCCAUAACAAAUGGAUAGAGCGCCCGUUCCGCGUCCUGUGGGGUCAUGGGUUUGGGACAAUUUUUGUCUCACGCUGGUGAAGUGACUAGUAAUGCAUCGGUUACUUUUUGGUACUGUUUUCAGGUGGCGUUUUCGUACACUUAUGAGCUACGGCCGUAUUUGGACUUGUUGCUGCAGAUGUUGCUCAUUACCGAUUCUUGGCAGAAUCACAGAAUUCACAACACACUUAAAGGUAAAAACGUGUUAGAGUUUUAGGUUUAGAAGCAAAUUUUAUCCAAAAACAGGUGUAGCGAGCGUUUACGUGAUGUUCCAAAUAUAAUCAGUUGUUCGCCAUACACUCAGCGAUCUCCUCUAAGCUAAGAAAAAAUUGCAAUGUGUUAUAACGUAGUUGAACUUUCCUAAAAUUUGCCUUUUUGUCGUUUAAUUUAUUAGGCAUACCUGAUGAUAAGGAGGGUUUAUUCGACACAAUUCAACGCUCGAAGAAUCAUUACCAGAAAAGAGCCUACCAGUGUAUCAAGUUCAUGGUGACUCUCUUCUGCAAGUAAGUGCUGCAAGAUUCCUUUCUGCCACCAUUUCGUUAGUCAAUUAGGUUUAGUUUUCCUCGGAAAUUCGAAAAUAUUUUGACGACUUCCGUACAUCCCCGAAGAUGUUCCGACAACUUAUGGACAUUACCGAUGGGGUAACAAGGUGCAUUAUGGUCUCGGUGAAAAUAGUGAAUGGUACCCUGGGAAGCUUGCCGUCUUUUUCUUUUAGUAACUCUUUUCUGUCUUCCCAGCUGCCCUUUGGCGCAUCACAUUUUGAUGUCGGCACAGGAUCUACGCCGCAAGUGGACAUGGGCAGUGGAAUGGCUUAAUGACGAGCUCGACAGGGUCAGUUGUCCAAGACAAGUGGUAUUUUAUUUAAUCUGUCUCUACCAAGUGGUCCCUAAACCAAAAUUCGAAUGAAUGUUGAACCCACACCUUGCGAACUUUGAUUUGAGUGGUUACGGGGGCAGUAUUUGUGCCCAUCUACCUCUCCCCUAAGCCAACAUUUUGCCCUAAGUGAGAAGUAAGUGUUAAUGUUGGCUUAGGGAAGGCGUAGGUGGGCAGUUUGCCAGAAACGUAUAAUGACUCCAGUAUUUGAUCCAUGGGCUUAAAGAAAAAACCACAAUACGCAGUUAAAGCUUAAGACCCCAAAGCUCUCAAAGGGUUUAACAUUGUUCCUACGUGAAGAGCUUGCUCACCGCGGCUUAAGAAAGUUAAAUGCCAAAAAGUACGUAGAUGUACAGUAUUAUCACUUUGAAGGCAAGAAAUUAUAAGGUUUAAUAUGUCUUUCACGUUUAAAGCUGAUGUUAUGAAAUGUUCCGUUGUUGUGUUUUAGAGACCUUACACUGGUGGUACAUCAUACACGUAUAACAAUUGGUCUCCUCCCGCACAGUCAAACGAGACUUCCAACGGGUUAGUGGUUCAAAUUACACAUAUUUACAGCUGUCAUGCCCAAAUCCAAAUUUGAGGGAAAAUCCCGAGUUCUCCUUUUCAAUAGUUGGAACUACAAACUAAGUAAAUAGUACCAUGUGAAAGUACUGCUGAAGAGGUUUUAUUUGAAUGCUAACACCAUAGAAAUUCAUCUACACAAUCACAAGUUAGAAAUUUAUUCUAAAUAUUACCAUGUGAAAGUAUUGCUGAAGAGGUUUCAUUUGAAUGGUGACACCAUAGGAUUUCAUCCACUGACUCAAAAGUUAGAACUACAUACUAAUUAAAUAGUACCAUGUGAAAGUACUGCUGAAGAGGUUUCAUUUGAAUGGUCACACCAUAGGAUUUCAUCCACAGAUUUAAAAGUUAGAAUAGAACUACAUACGAAAUAAUUAAUACCAUAUGAAAGUACCUUUGAAGAAGUUUCAUUUGAAUGGUAAAACCAUAGGAUAUCAUCCAGAAGAAAUCACUGAAAAUUUGUCAUCUGUUGUCUUACUCCAGGUAUUUCUUGGAGCGGUCUCAUAGUGCACGGCUUACACUUGCCAAGGCUUGUGAACUGUGUCCAGAAGAGGUAAUUCAUGUUGUUUCUUAGUUAAUAGGCCAUUUCCGAGUCGCCUUAAGCCUCUGUUUCAAAGUGAGGCAAAGUGCGAAGCUAUUGAUAUGAAAAUGAACUUUUAUUCUCAUGCAGGAAUAACGUGAAGAAAGGUUUUGCACUUAGCCUCGUUUUAAAAGUAAAAGUUUAACGAACUCGGAAAUUGCCGAUUCCUUUUUCCCUCUUCCCUAUGCUUCUUUGUAGGGGAAGACAUGGGGUUGUACUCCAGGAGAAUAGAGGACAGAAGGGGUAUGGAAGGUGGGAGAGGAAAGAGCGGUAGGUGGGAGCUCUAAAAGGGUGGGAAGCGGGAGGAAAAGGGGGAUAUUAAGCAACGAUGCGUAAUAUUUUGAAGCAGGAAAAGGGCUAAGGGAAGGAAGCCAAGAAAAAAGGCGCGGGAGCUGGAAAUGUAACAGUCGGGAGGUGGGAGGUUUGGACCCCCGGUCCGCCCUUCUUUGUUGACACGUUUUUAGCCCCAAAUUUGAUAAGCUUAUUUCUCUUCUUCAUAGAGACCGCGAGCCCCAAGAGAGCUUGCUCGCAGGCUCUUCUCAAUAUAAUAUAUUAAUAUAAUAUCAUCAAAACACAGAGGUUUACUGUUGUGAGGGUACAGGAAUUAAUUUUCAAAGAUAAAAGGUCUGGAUGUGUAUGUACAAAUGCAGAAAAACGUAAUGUGCGCACCAAGCCUUCUACCAAUUCUUCCAUUCUUUCAGGAUCCAGAAGAACCUGAGGGGGAUGUAGAGGGGGAGAAUGGAAACUCUGGAGAUGAGGAGGUUACCCCGGCUAAUGCACAGCAGUCAAGCCCUCGUCGGGAAUCACGUGAUCAGUCUCCGCCAGUCACUGGGCAGAUUCCGCCUCUGGAUAACAGUGAUACAACAGUCGAAAAUGACACGGAGCCCGGUGAAACAAGCAAGCUACUAAACGAAGAGUCCGACUGAGCACCAAGUGUAUUAGUCCCAAGCUAAUGAAAGUUCACCGCAGUAGCGACGGCCCCAGUUCCCUAUGGGAUUGCGUAAAACGAAAACGGCCUGGUCGCAGUGGCAUUUGUCCGGCUCUGACCCAAGAAUUUCAGGAUUAAAAAGCGUUAUCGAGUACGAGAACGCGACCGCUUGGAGUCGGAGUGAAAAAAUGCUAAUUUAUUUUUUUAUUUAACGUUAAAGGCCGUUUACCAGACCGAACGAAUAUGCGACUUGGCCUUCUCAACUGUGGAAUCUGUGGAGCCCUUGUUUUGUCCGAUAGAACAAGAACUUUACCACUUAACGGCGACAUUAAGGCGUCUAAAGAGCUCAUUCAGCAUUCAUUUGCCAAGAAUUCAGUGUUCUGUAAAAAUUUUAAAAGAAAAAAAUGGAAUAAUUCUAGAGCCUAUAAAAAGUACCACUUAGAGGAGAAUGGCUGCUCGUUUGUUUGAGGUACCGACGUUCAGUGUAACGGGUGCUUGUACUUAAUCACAUUUGUAAUAUGAAAAUCAGAUUUUAGAAAAGAAAUAACAACGUUUUAUGGAAGC